This is a messenger RNA of Pelobates cultripes (western spadefoot toad), 45104 nucleotides long. The record is from the annotation of a GenBank genome assembly. NCBI's taxonomy places the organism in Eukaryota, Metazoa, Chordata, Amphibia, Anura, Pelobatidae.
AGCAUACUGCACAUGUACACAGACAGCGCAAUCCCAUGUACACUUACAGCCCACACUCAGACCAGUAUCUUGCAGCAUGAGGCAGCCCUCCUCUCCACAGGAGCCGGAGACACCACAACAGGGCGAGUGGAGUGGGGACAGGGUGUGUGAGAGAUCAGGGUGGGAGGACAGGGUGUGUGAGAGAUCAGGGUGGGAGGGAAGAACUGCUGAUCUAUCCUGUGUUCCCCUUAUCAAGCCAACUUGCUCAGAGACCUUCUGCUCAUCUCCUUCCAUCCUGGAUGUGACAGCCAUGGGAUAAUCUCUAUAGUAAACUCAGGUGAAGCCUGAUCUCCCACUGUGGGCAGAGGAGGUCAUUGGAUGAGACCACCCUAGCAGUCUAAUAACCUGUGUCCUGGCUCUCUGACCAUGGCUGUACGAGCCAUCAUUUUAAAUGAAGACCAUGGAUCCUUGAGAUAUACUCCUUGUGGAUUAAUUCCCUGUGGAUCUUAAAGCAAAACAUUUUAUUGUAUUUUUCUAAAAAAAAAUAUUUGUGGACCAUUGACCCUUUACUUGUUCUAUACCUGCCUGGGUCCCACAAGCCUUGCUGCCUCACUCACUUACCCAUUUACAGGAGAGUUGGCUUCAUGUAAUUUAACCAUUGCAUUGCCUCUAAGGAAGAGGAUGCUUCCCAGCUACAGGUAAGAUCUAACUUUAUAGUUUUCUGUAAAAUGUUGUGUGAUGCAUUCAAAAUGUUCUGCACUCCAACUACCAUGGUGCUCAGCCAUUAAUCUGGGCAGUCCUAUUCCCAAUGCUGCGGGAGUUACAGGACUUGCCUGUUCAAGGUGUUGCCAGAAUUUAUAGAUGAAAUGACAUUUUAUGUUUCAGUCUUCCACACAUACAGAUAAGUUUGCCACUGAUUUUAACUUAGAGAAUGCAUGUUAAAACUACAUUUUGAUUACAGUGCUCUUUACAUUUUUAAGUAUUCUCAGAUUACAGUUUUUUACCCAACAGGAGAAUUAUGUAUUACACAGAUUUCCAGACUGUUUACCCCCAGAGGGAUGCACCUGGAAAAAACUCAAUUUAAAUAAUAUAAAAGCUCUAUCUCAUGUUUAGGGUAUUUGGCUAAAAACAAACCCUUCAAAAAAUAUUUAAUUUGUUGCUGAUGCAUAAAUAUGUUUGGAUGAAUGCUAGCUAUUAAUCACAUAUUCUUAGCAUGUUGCAAUGCGUUCUCUUUCAAAAACACUGAGGUUGAGAUUGAAGUUAAUUGCUGGUGUCCUCUUAUUCACCCACCUGUGCCUCUUGACAAAUAUGUGUGAAGUAUAGAUUUUAGACGAUGAUAGACAACAGUUAGAUAUCUUGCUUUUUUGAACUACAUCACCCAUGAUCCUUGUCCAGUAUUUGUUUGACACAGGUAAAUUUCUAAGCAUUAGAUUGUGAAUUUUGGAAAUCUACCUGUUGCAUAAGCAUUGCACAUUUAUACAGCCAGACAGGCUUUACUGUGAAUUUAGAAGAGGGAAAAUAGUCUGUAGGCAUCUCUGCUACGUAGUGGUAUGUAAUAAAGCUGACUAAGCAGUUUGGACAUUUGGACAUUUAGUUCAAUAACAUCUUAGAUGGCAAGGGUGGACUUGCAGGUUUUUUGUUUUUUUUUUAAACUUCAUUUUUGAGACAGCAGUAUGUUGCACAUCCUAACUUGUAGAAGUUCACUAAGCCAACAAACUGAAAUUAAUUUUCUAUUGAUAUAUCCCUGUGCUUGUAAUUCUGUCAAAACUUUGAAGGUAACAUAAUUAUGAGCAACUUUAAGGCAAAGCUCUAAAAUUAGAGCAGUCACCAUGGAAACCAAACAAAUCUACCACUUGUUUGACUCCUAGAACUUUGCUCCAGAGUUGCAUUUGAGCACCCCAAAUAUGUUUUCUAAGGUAUACUACACACUAUAUUAACACUAUAAGCAUUUUUUUCUGGACAGUUUUACCUAGCAAGUGUAACUAAUAUUUCAGAUAUAAUUCUACGGGUUUUUUUCUGUCUAGUAGAAAUAUCUCUCUGUAAUUGACCAUGUCAGUUACUAGUUCAUCUUGGGGGCACGCAAGUAGCGUUUGCGUAACAUAACUCUUAUACCAAGACGAAACAAGGAAAAUUAAGAAUGUGAGAGGUAUGUGACAGCUGCUUCUUUUUAUACACUGGAUACAAUGCACAUUAUCCCCAAGAUUAACAGCGAUUACCUGCGUAUAGGGUGUCAUUGCAAGCUAUGCAAUGGGGCAUUUUGCCAGAAUUGAUGAAUAGCAAAUCAAUGGGACUAUUGGUGAUCAUAUUGUAUGCCCAGCUGGAAGUGUACGUCAGAGAACAAGACCACACUGAAAAUCAAAGCUGGGAACAUUGAGCAAAACUCCAGGCAGCCCGAGAAAAGAAUGUACUUUUCAAUUGGUUCUCAACUGCGUAUGAUGGCUGCUAAGAACCCAACAAAGGGCAAUAAAAAACACAAUGGCAUAGACAUCUGGGUUAAACAAAAAGCUCUUUUAUUGAGGUACAAACUGUACAAUGUUACUGGCAUAAUGUCUAUGAUAAAAAAACAAAGUACUUCUUGAAGACCAUCCAGUUAGGAGGACUCAUUGCUAUUUUAGUAAUUGAAUUUCUGGAUCUGGACCACAGUAAGGUACCGGUUAUAUUUGGGAACUUCAAGCAAUUGGUCCUGAAAGAGUUUGAACUGAGUUAUGAGCGGGCUUCACAAACAAAACAUCUGAAUGAAUCAACACAGGACUUCAACAGAAACUGAGAUCCUUAUUUCUUGAAAUGUUUGGUCCAGUUUUGUAUGUCCAUAAAAACAGUUAAUAGUCAAGUUCUCAAAUGGUUUGUGAUCACUUGCAUUCUGUGUUCAAAGAUCUACAGAAGAGCAGUUCAAACGUGACACUAUUAUUUCUUUCCUCAACUAACCUCAGGUAUGUUGAAGGCUGUAAACACCUUAAUCGAUAAACUGGAAGCCAAAACUGGUUCCCAGUGUUUCUUGGGAGGUAUGAUACAUCAACAACACAAUUUAUAGUCAGUCCCUGCAAAAGAUUGUGGAGACAUAAAAAAAAUAAAAAAUUAAAGAAUUAACAUUUUAAACUACACAUACUUGAAAACGAGAGACAUCUCAAUGUAUCCUUCCUGGUAACAUAUUUUAUAACUAAAUAUAUUAAUAAAUAAUAACCUGGGGUACAAUAUAGAGAUAUAGGGUGACUAGGUGCACUUUAUAGGAAAAUGUUAUUUCCUAUAAAGUGCACCUAUUCACCCUUUCAUGGCAUAUCCAGCUAACAAACACAAUGUAGGUAGCUGGAUAGUAGUGCUACCCUGUUAUUCAUUGAUAGGGGUUGUCUAACCAAAGAAGAUCCUAAUGACUUUUCUAGGGUGCUUAGGAUUGAAAAACAUAUAAAAGGUAUUCAUUUUCCCUGGAUCCAAAUAAAUCAAUAAAGGGCGGUCAGUCUCUGUUGGUGAAUUUUGUUUUUGCAAUCAUCGCACAACCAAGUCUACAUUAUUCAGCAUCGGAAACCGGAAUGCCAUUGAAAUGUAUUAAUAGUUGAGCAUAUUGAUGUUCCUCCUGCCUUAAGGAACUGUGUUAAAAUAUAUACAAUCUAUUCCUUUAAGAGUUUACCUGUCCUUUAAAGGGUGCUCUACCAUCACAACGAGGGCAGAUCAUUGUAGUCAUUAUGGUGUAAUGAGUCUUUGUGCUGUCUCUUUGAUUAACACUGUCGGUGGCUUAGUACAGAGCUCACAGCCAGUCAAGGUUGGAUGGCUUUGGACAAAUUAUGCAGAAGUGAGUCAUCUGCAUUAACUGAGUGGCUGUAAAGAGAGUGCUGUGAAGAACUCCAGAUAUGGUCAAAAUAAACUACUCCAAAAUAUAUUGCUAAAUAACCAGUAGAAUGAGCUAUAGUUGUCAUGGUGCCUAGAAUGCUCUUUUGAACUGCCAUGAGCAUGGUAGUUUCUCAUGGACAUUGAAGAAACUUUCCCUAAUCCUGUACAGGAAAAGUUCCAAAAUUAAAGCAUACCUGCGAUGAUACACACAACUGUAAAUUGAAAGUAAUAACAUGAUCUUUAUUUUAUAGUAAUUAAAUUGCUAGUAAGUGUACUGGCUUGAUGAAAAAUCUCUUUAAAAUGAUGUCUCUCCACACCUGCUAAUCGUGUAGGUGUUACUGUCAUGAUCCCAUGUUCACCCCCUAGUUUUUGUAACUCUUCAGUCUGAUGCAGUACCUCACAGUGCCACUAACGUGAUGUGGUGCUGUUGCAGGCUGCCAUACUCAAGCUGAAGAGAUUUGACUCUGCCCCAGGUAGCCUUGUAGUGUAGCCUGUUCCUUUCUUAGUGGUCAGGCUAUUGUUUGGUUCAGGCUUAGUUUUGUAUCCCCUAUCUGUGAAUCCAAAGCUUUGCUACCCGUGUAAUGGAAACCAGAGUCCAAGAGGCUGGCUUGCUGUGUCAUGGAGGCCAGAGUCCAAGAGGCCGGCAUGCUGUGUCAUGGAGACCAGAGUCCAAGAGGCCGGCUUGCUGUGUAAUGGAGGCCAGAGUCCAAAAGGCCUGCUCGCUGUGUCAUGGAGGCCAGAGUCCAAGAUGUAUGCUCGUUGUGUCCUGUAGGCCAGAGUCCAAGAUGUCUGCUUGCUCUGUGCUGGAGGUCAGAGUUCAAAAGGCCUGCUCACUGUGUCCUGUAGGCCAGAGUCCAAGAGGCCUGCUCGCUGUGUCCUGUAGGCCAGAGUCCAAGAUGCCUGCUUGCUGUGUGCUGGAGGUCAGAGUUCAAGAGGCUUUCUAGGUGCACCUUGAAGGACAAAGUCCAAGAAACCUACAUGCUGUUUCCUGAAGGGAACACUAUAGCAUCAGGAACUGUAUUCCUAAAGCUAUAAUAUCCCUGUCUCUAUAACCAUAGUCCUGCACUCUGGUGUAUAAACCCUUUUUUCACUUACCUCUUUCCAGCACCAAUGUCCCACAACUCUGGCUCGGUCUCCUCCUCCAGUGACGUCAUGCUGAUGGGGGAACCAAAUGCACAUCUGCAUCAAGUGCUGCGCAAACAUUAGAGAUUUCCCAUCAAUGCUUUUCUAUAUGGAAUUUCAAGGCGUGCAAUGCAUGAGAACGUCCAACGUUGUUUCACUGAGUUAAAUCCAGGAAGUGCCAGGAGAGGCAAUCUUAGUAGUCCAAUGUAAACAUUGCAGAUGCUCUAAAACUACAAUGUUUUAGAUUGCAGGUUUAAGGGGACAGGAACACUGCACCCAGACCACUUCAAUUAAAUUAAGUUUUCUGAGUGUCCAUAGUGUCCCAUGAAGGCCAUACUCCAAGAGAUGAGUGUUCCUUCAUUUUUUGAGUUAUGACUUGUCUUUUUCUCAUCAACUAUCAAGGCACCUCCAAGUGACAGGUCUGCUUUAAAGUGUUCCUAUCAUUAAAAGAAAUAACACAGUGUCUCAUUAAAGAGAAUGAACUGUGAUCUACACAUUGUAUUAAUAAAACUAAUAGACAAUGGAUAAAUUACAUGCUAUUCGUGUAUUCCUAUCUUAGCAUUUACUUCUAUGCUGUUAGACUACAAGUGAAUACUACAGACAGCAGACGUGACUGCAGUAAUGGGUGGAGGGGCAGAUUAAGUCUUCAAGUUGUAUAAAUUGAUACAAUAUCUGCGACUACUUGAAACUCUGCUUGUUAUCCAUAACCAUUGUGAAUUGCAAAUCUACAUGAGCUCAAGAUGACAGAACUGCAGAAUAAAAGACUUGUAGCUUUUACUGACUGUGUCAAACCUCCAUUGUAAAGAAGCAGUCAUCACUCAUAUGACUAAUAAUGACUGAUGUCAGUAUGUGAAAGGUUACAUCUGGCCAAAAGUGGCUUUAAUACACAAUCUUAAUCCUCCUGGAAUUACCUUUUAAAGCUCACUUGUAACCUUAGUGAACUGAGACUUUUGAAAUGCUUGUUUUCUCUACUGUCUCAAGGUUUGCAUAGUUAGAACCGAAGUCUUAUUUGAUUAAUUUGAUGAUAACUCCUGGAAUGUAAUUUCCUUCAUACAGCUUUACCUUCAAAAACAACACAUUUUAAAGUCAGUAUUUUUUUGUUUUUCUUCUGUCAAAAUCUGCCAUAUGCUUCCUUGUACCUUCGGCCAAAAAAGCAGUAAAAUCAUUUAUACAGCUGUCCUGAGUUCACCCUUUUUUAAAAUUUUUAAAAACGUAUUUAAUCUUUUUUAUUACUAUGUGUUAAUAUAGAGAUGAAGAGGGAUACCGCCAAAAAUGCAAAUAUUUAGGAAGGUGACAAGUUCUACUUUCAUUUUGCUACGGCAAUAGAAAACAUUUUUAUUAUGGUAGUUGGAUUUAGAGUAGUUCUGUGCUCCUUGGGUUUUGUACAUUUUAAUUUCCUUAUUCUUAUUACCUAUUGUAGAACCAAGUUUCUAGCACAGGAAAUAAAUAUGUUUAUACAUCUUGUGUAGAAGCCGCAAGAAGAAACUUUCUGCCAGAGUUUUCUCAUUUUGUAAUCUCCGCAUCUCCUGGCCGCCUAGGACUGCCUUAUUAGAUGUUAUUUAAUAUGUGAUCUGUAUUGGUUAAUUAUACCCUUUACUCAUUAUAACUGAACUAUAUAAAUAAAUAGCACAUCUUGAAAAACAUUUGGCACCAGCAAUGAUAAGCAAUGCAACUGACCAUCACAUAGCUCUUCCAGCAUAAUCAUUGCUAGACCAGGGCUCCCAUUGAUCAUUCGAGAUGAGAAGUACAAACUACCUACAGUGGGGGCAAUAAGGUGCCACUUACUACAUACACUAAGGGUAGACUGAAGUCCUUAAAAAGCAAAUACCCACAUUUAAUGCCUGUUUCCAAGCCUUACUUCCUCAACAUGUUGGAGCAUGAGAGGGUAUAGUUUCUUUCAUGAAGCUGUCAAGAAUUCUACGUAACCUCAAUAUGGAGCAAACAAUAGUGAUUUCUGACCACACAGCUCAUUUUCCUGCUUUACUCCAUCACUGCCUUGUAAAUUGAUCUGUGUAUUUAUUACAACUCAAAGUUCAUGGGACAUUUGCUUUUUUGUAAACGGGUCAUGUUGACAUUGUCCACACAGCUUUCGCCAUCCUAAUUCCACCCUUGUAAAACCUGUUAGAACAAGGUUGAUAUAGGCAAAAGCAAUCACAAUCCAUUUGCACAGUUUUUAAGUCUUUAUUUGAAAUGUUAGUCAAAAAAUAGCUCUAUUUAUCAUCUAAUCUGUUUAUCACCUGCUUGGAAUGUAGACACUUAAGAAUUUUUGGACAUUUUGUCCUGUCUCUAGAAUUUCAAUAAAUUAACAACAAAAAAUGCUUGCCUUGUGAAGGAGAACUUGAUUGAUAUGUCUACAAAAAGUAUCUUGUCAACUAUAACAGCUUUACAAUUUAAAACAUUCACAUAGAAUAUUUAAAAUAGUAAUUUAAUGUUUGCACAGUUACCUCUACAAACAAAUGGAAUUUUUUGUAUUAUAAUUCAUUGUUACGAUUUAUGAUGUAAACAAAUCCUUCUGACCUUUUGCAGAUGAGAUGUACCUAUGGGUAAGAUUAAAAAUAUAAAAUGUAUUUUGGAGAAUGCCUGGCUGAUGCUAAUCAGUAUUAUGUGUGUCUGUUAUGUUGUGUCCGUUAUCUAAGGUGUGUGUAGAGAUAUCCAUAAAAAAUGUUCAAGAGAGGAGCAAAUCCAUAAUAAAUCUAGGCAAUGCCAGUGACGCAGCUUUCUGGGUGUGACCACUGAAAAGGUGUGUAAAAUUGGCAUAAUUGCAAUGCUGACUGAUGGACUUGUGGCUAGCCCUAAUCACGGCAGAUUGUAAAGAGAGUACUGCUGAAGUGCUCUCUAAAUGGUCCUAGUACCAUUUAAAAGUCCGCCUGCACUGUGAUGGCUGUGGAUAGUUGCCUGGUGUCACUGGAUGCGAGAAACUAGUGAACAAUAUCAGGAUGAUGGGACAGGAUACUGAAAUAAGGGCUGUCCCACCGAGAGCGAAACAUUUGGGAGACCUACUCUUGCCCUACACUGUAGACAUCUGUGUUUAUCUCCAUGCAGCGUAGAAGGUUGACACCUGAAGUGCAGAAUAAUUGUUUGGACAACCAGCUGAUAUAUUAUGGCCUACUAAAAUGGGAACUGUUAGUAAUUAAAAGUGAAUUCAAACUUAAUUUCACAUUUUAGGCUAAAAUAGUUGAACUAAAAACAUAGCUGACUUGGACAUUUCUUUUCUUUUUCCAAAUUGGAUAUUUUGGACUAAAAUUUGUAAUUCAUUUUAAAUUCCUGACAAUUCACAUUUUAGUGAAUCUAUGGAAUCCUGUAUAGACCUCAGUGUCGUACUCUUGUCCGAGAGUGUACAACACUGACAUAGAAACUGAAAUGCCAGGAGACAAUGUAUAUAACAUGAAGAUGGCAGCAGCUGUAAGGACAGUAUGAGGUAAGUAAAACUCCCCUUCCGUGUUGCCCACGGCCACCAGACCCCAACCAGAUCUGUCAGUUUAGAAGGUCUUUGUGAAAUAUACAAGUACCCCUGAAAUUGACAGAUCCUCUUUUAAUCUGACUGACAGAGUAUCACAAUGCGGUACGAUAUAGAUGUACCCAGUUGCUUGUUGCUAUUACAAAUUGAACAGAUUUUUUAAAAUGUAUUAUAAGUUUUUAUUAUGUAAUAAAGUCUUAUCAUGAAAUGGCUUUGGAUUCGUUACAUUAGCAUACACACUGAUUAGCCACAACAUUAAAAGCACAUUCAUAAUAUUGUGUACAUCCCCCUUGUGCUGUCAAACCAGCUCUGAUGCAUGGACUCCACUAGACCUUUGAACGUGUCCAGUGGUAUCUGGUACCAAGACAUUAGAAGCAGAUUAUUUAAGUCCUGCAAGUUGUGAGGUGGGACCUCCAUGGAUUUAAUAUGUUGUUCCAGCACAUCCCACAAAUGCUCAAUCAGAUUGAGAUCUGAGGAAUUUGGAGGCCAAGGCAACGUCUUGAACUCUUUGUCAUGUUCCUCAUUCAAUUUCUGAAUAUUUUUAGCACUGUGGCUAGGUGCUUUAUCCUGCUGAACGAGGCCACUACCAUCAGUGAACACCAUUGCCAUGAAGAGGUGGUCUGCAACAAUGUCUAUAUAAGUGGUACAAGGUGGUCUGCAACAAUGUCUAGGUAGGUGGUAUGUGUCAGUAGAAUCCACAUGAAUGCCAGUACCCAAAGUUUCCCAGCAAGACAUUGCCGAGAGCAUAACAUUUCCUCAGCCAGCCUGCCUUCUUCCUAUAGUGGAUCCUGCUUCCAUCUCUUCCCCAGGUAAAUGAUGCACCGCACCCGGCCCUCCACCUGAACUAAAAGGAAAUGUGAUUCAUCAGACCAGGCAACCUUCUUCUAUUUCUCCAUGGUCCAGUUUUGAUGCUCAUGUCCCUGAUAAGUUGUAAUCAGGAAGGAAGCAAUCCAAAUAAAUCUGCUUACUUUUGUACCUUGUGCGCCUGGAUCAUAUUGCUUUUCACAACCCCAUUAUAGGCACUUUUUGUGGUGGACAGGGGUCAUCAUGGUAACUCUGUGUUCCUUUACCCAUAUACACUGCGACUAGAAAGCCCCAUACGCAGCAAACUGUGAUGCACUGUGUGUUAUGACACCUUUAUAUUAAGAUUUUCGUUAAUUUGAGCUAGUUAUGUGUCAUCAGACCAAACUGCAGAAUAUAUGUUUGGCCUUCGCUCCCUACUUGCAUCAAUGUGUCCUUAGACACUUAUAACCCUGAUGCCAGUUUACUGGUUGUCCUUCCUUGCACCACUUUUGGUAGUUAUUACCACUGCAUAUCAGGUACAUCCUAGAAGACUUGCCAUCUUGGAGAUGCUCUGACCCAAUCAUCUAGCCGUGAUUAUUUGGCUUUUGUCAAAGUCAGUCAGAUCUUGUCACUUGCCCAUUUUUCCUGCUUCCAUCACAUAAAAUUCAAGAACUGACUGUUCACUUGCUGCCUCAUAUAUCACACCCCCUGACAGGUGCCAUUUUAGCAAUAUAAUAAGUGUUAUUCAUUUCACUGGUCAGUGGUUUUAAUGUUGUGUCCAAGGCUACCAUCAGGGGGUGACAACCAUGAUGGUUGUCACAGGCCCCCUGGCCCUGGGGGGCCCGGCUGCCCGGGCCUCACGCGUAGCUGUGGAACUGCCGCAUGCCACCCGAUGGGCUCUAUAUAUUCAGGGGCCCGGUCAGCAAUAGCGCAACCAAGCCCCUGUAAAAAAAUUGCAGCCGCAAGUACUGCUGGGAGGAAGUGAAGGCUGGUCACUUCCUCCCAGCUCACUCCGCACGGGAGGAGAGAAAGACAGGCCGCGAGGACAGGAGAGUCAGCCGGGUCCCAUCAGCCCCGGCCACCCUCCUGCAAAGAACAGGUAAGAAAAAUUAGCUAUGUGUGUGUGUAUGUCAGUAUGUAUGUGUAUGUAUCAUGUAUGUCCGUAUGUAUGUAGGUAUGUCAGUAUGUAUGUAUGUUAGUAUGUAUGUAUGUCAGGAUGUAUGUAUGUAUGUAUCUGUAUGUAUGUAUAUGUAUGUAUGUGUGUAUGUAUGUAUGUGUAUGUAUUUCUGUAUGUCAGUAUUACCUGCUGUUAUUUGGGGUUUUACGCCGCACCUCCUAUAGACUGUAAGCUUGUGAGCAAGGCCCCCUUCAACCUAUUGUUCCUGUAAGUUUUUGUAAUUGUCUCAUUUAUUGUUAAAAUUCCCCCUUUGAUACUAUUUUAAAGCGUUACGGAAUAUGCUGGCGCUAUGUAAAUACCAAUAAUAAUAAUAAUAAUAAUGUUUAUGUCUGUAUGUAUGUAUGUUACUAUGUAUGUACAUGUAUUUCAGUCAGUAUGUUUGUAUGUAUGUGUCUGUAUGUGUGUGUAUGUCAGUAUGCAUGUAUGUAUGUGUGUGUAUGUCCUUAUGAAUGUGUCUGUAUGUUUGUUACUAUGUGUCUGUGUGUCUAUUUCAGUAAGUGUGUGUCAGUAUGUAUGCCCGUAUGUGUGUAUAUCUGUUUCAGUAUGUGUGUCUGUUAGUAUGUAUGUGUGUGUGUCAGUAUGUGUGUAUCUUUGUGUGUGUGUAUGUGUCCUUUUUGUAUCAGUGUGUGUUUUUGACUAUGUGUGUGUAUUCCUGUAGACGGGAUUUGGGGGCGGACUAGGAGGCGGCCCCCUGGGGGCCCAGACCUUGAGCAGUGUUAGGGGCCCCAGAAUUUGUGAUGGCGGCCCUGGUUGUGUCUGAUCAGUGUGUGUAUAUAUGUAUACACAUAUAUAUAGAGCAAUUACACACACUGAAGUGUAACGUGUGUUUCUCAUAGGAGAAAUUAAAUACCUGUCCUGUACAUAGCUGCUGUGAAUAAUUGCAUUUCCUCUUUUAUGCCAAUGUAGCUAAACUGAAAAGCUGUUUUGAAGUAAUAUUCGAGAUUCACCCAUACAGUUUUGCCUUUAGUGAAUAAUUAUCAUGUCUGUCACAGUAGUCAUAACUUCCUAUCAUUGUCUUUUACAAUCCAGCUCUGCUCCACAGCUCCACCAUGCAUCCCCCUUAUCUGCUGUCUUUAUCACCCCUAUCUCUUGCAAGAUUAUAAACUCAGAUCAACAGGGCUCUCAAUCCUUCUGUACCACUCUGUAAAUAUGUGAAUGUUAAGUUAAACUUUAUGUAAUGUUUGGUAAAUGUCAGCUUUGCGGUAACUUGGUUAUAUUAUACAGGGCUGAGGAAUCUGAUUGCACUUUGUAACAAAUAAAUAAUUGAGUACGUAAGGAGAAAUUUCUGCUGAUAAUUGCUUUUGUCCCCAGGCCUACCGGACAAUCUGGCUUCCCUUCCCAUGCAAGCACGCAGACUAUACACACCUACUACUGUUAUUCUGUUUCUUGAUAGUUAUCUCAGAGAUUGGAAUAUUACCUUUACUGUUAAAUGACUACGUGCAUUACUGGAGCUGCGGCCUGGUGAUGUCAUCAAGCAGCACUUCAAAUUGUUUCAAUUCUUUCCAACCCCAUUAAAGUGCUUCAGGUAUUGCUUCAGCAAGCUCCACAGUACACUAUGUCCUUGGUAAUCCCAUUACAUUUUCUGGUCAAUAAACUAUUUUACCGUGCAUCUGAGCUUGCUAUCUUUAGGAUAUAAUGUUUCCUAAAGAUAAUGAAUUUCCUUCAUGCUCUUUUAUCUUAAUGCUAUCCUCCUGUUAGGAUGGGCUGAUAAACACAGUGAUAAAUUUAUUACUGGGCCUUAGAAUGGUCAGAUUUAACAUAUAAAGAAUAGUCAGAAGUCAGGAACACAGACAGGAGCAUAAACGAGGAGACAAAGCCAAAGGGUCAGGGAUACCAGAAAUACGGAUAGUCAGAACAAGCCAGGAUAAAAAAACAGAAUAACAAUAUACCAAACGCUCUCUCGGAUAACCAAAGUAGUGGAAACCACAACAGGGCACUGAACACUAGCAGGUCUGGAUUUAAAUAGCCCCAAAACCCUGCUCAUUGGUCAAAAUGGGACCUAUGACCCCAAAACGUGUGUGCGUUGCAUGCACGUUUAUAUCACAUAUGACGUUUUUGUGGGGCAGCGCUAGUUAAUAGCGCGGGACUGUACAGGCCGGUGUCCUCCAAUAACGCUUGACCCAGCCGCUACACCAGACGCCGCUCAGAGAGAGAGGGCCUGCCGAUUAGGUGAGUAACCUCUCCCUCAUGCACCGAUCGGUUGUAGCCACAUGGUAGCCAUUCAUUAAUUGCCUGGAAUUAAGAAAAAGAGUUUUGAUUCAUGUAUAUUAUUAUUUUUAUUAUUAUUUCCUUUACUUAUACUGCUGGAAAGCCCAAAGGCUAGUUUGCACCGUUUCCAAUAGGGUAACUUUACCUUGAUCCUACUGAAAAGCAAAAUUAGCAUACUAAGAAAGAUUUUUUAAAAAAUGAUUUAAAAAAAAGUGAUAGAAAAAUCAAAACAAUUUUAAGAUGUUUAAUUUUGUCAGCUUGUUCUUAUGAAAUGUAUUGAGUAGUGGUGCUGUAACUGGUUAAUGACUGCUUGAACAUUAUCAGAAAAGUAACUCACAACAGCUGGAGUUCUGAAGGUUAGCAGUCACUGCUAUUAAGUGUUUAGGAGGGUUGUCAGUUCUGUCCCACUGGUAUUCAUGUUAUGUUUCCUUUGCUAGGUUGAUAUGUCGAUAUGUGGCUGCUGUGUACAUCCUCUUCCUCCUGUGGAUUGGUCCAUCUUCCUGCCAGGUACAAUUUUCAGGAAAACAUUCGAAUUAGCAAUGCCAAAAGAACACUCACACUUUCUAGAGCUAAUAUAGCUCAAUUUCUAUAUAAUCUCCAUCUGUGGUUAUAGUGGUAAAAUCCAGGAGUCUUGGCCAAGACUUAUAAAUUAUACCAGGGCUUGACAAAUUUGUUUGGAAUCUAUGAGCCAGCUAAAAAAGUUAGGAGCCAGUUAUUUUCAACAAGAAAGUGCAAUUCUUAAAGGGCCACUUUAGUCACCAGAACUACUACAGCUUGAUGUAGUUGUUCUGGUGUCUAUAGCCUGUCCCUGCAGGUGUUUCAGUGUAAACAUUGCCUUUUCUGUGAAAAGGCAGUGGUUACAUUGCUGCUUAAUAACACCUCUAGUGACAGUCACUCAGAUGGCCACUAGAGAGUCCUGGGUCACCCAGGUUCAGUGUCUCCAAACUCUGCAUGGAGGCGCUGAAUGUUCCUCAUAGAGAUUGAUUAAUUUAAUGCAUCUCUAUGAGGAGAUGCGGCUUGGUACAUUUCCUGCGCAUGAUAAUCUCAGCCAUGGCAAAACUGGCACGGCGUGGGAAAAUGGGGAAAACGGUGAGUAAAAAUACCUUCCUCAGGGGGCAGGAGGGGGCAGGUACCUAAACGGGCACACACACACUGACAGGCGCACACACUCUGACAGGCUCUCACACACACACUCUGUCAUGCUCACAUACACACUCACGCUGACAAUAGGCUUGCAUGCACAUACUUUGACAGGCUCACACACACUCUUACACUGACAACAGGUUUGCACGCACACACUCUGACAGACUUGCACACACUUGCACACUCUGCCUGUAGCUCCUCCCUGCUCCCUCGCACUCUGUAAUGAUCCUGGGGCUGGUAUGACGUAAUAUUCUGGCUCCCGGCAUCAUUAGACAGCGCAAGGGAGCAGAGAGAAGCUGCAGGCUGCAGUACAGUUCCCUUGUGCGCUGCCCACAUUGCUACCGCAGGCAGCCGCCUCCAAUAUUCCCCAUGACGCAUCAAAGCUCCCUCCCACACUUCCUAGACAGCUUGCAAAUCCCAGGUGCCAGGGCGAAAUUUCUAGUCGCCGUGUCGAUCUGGCGCCUGGGAUUUGUCGAGCCCUGUAUUAUACUGUAGUGCACCAUUAUAUUUUUCUGUAUUUUUCUGUUACGAUACACCUUAUGAAGGUCCUUUCUAAUGGUGGAUGUAACUUCCAUUUUUUUUAUACUGUUUUUAAGCGUGAUUCACUGCUUUAGUGUUACCCCAAAAUCUACCACUAUUUUGCACUGAACUGGUCAAGGUCCGAGAAAUAACUCAACAGCCCUAUCUUAAACAGCUCUGUCAUCACCGACUCACAUAUCUGAGUUUAUAGAUGAGUUCAAAGUACAGGCCUGUCUGAGAGCUCUCAAAGUCCACUACUCUGUAUACUCCAGUCAGAAAGAAAAUAAAAGCUUUGAUCUGGUAGACUCUGAUAGAAAACGUUAAACAUCAUGUUUACUUGCAUGGUGCACAGAGUCAUUCUCCAUUUUUUCAAUGAAAUCAUAAGCUGUCAAUGAAUCUUGCUACAAAAAAUGUGUGUUUAAUUGUCAGAAAGGUAUAUGUCAGUCUUAGAGUGUAAUCAGAAUGUACCAAUAAUAAUUUAUUGAUUACUUUAAAAGGAUCUCUAAGCAUAUUAAGCUAUACACUGUGUUGUAGUGGUUAUCGUACAAAGAUUAUUUGGCUCCAGUAAUUCCAGUUUUGUCAAAUUGUUUGAUAAAAUAUCAUGGUAGUUUGAGAACAAAUGAGGUUCUCCAGGCCACUAAGCCUACACUCGCUUUUACCCCCAAAAUAAUGAGGAAUUUCACUCCCUCAGUAUCUAUCAAAAUUUGGAUGGCAGUGAUAGGCUUUGAAUGCUAAAUGUGGCUUUUACCAGUGGCCACAGCCUAUCAUUGCCUUCCAAAUUUUAUUUUGACAAAAUAAAAACCCAGGCAAAAUUAAAACAGAAAUAUUGCACCCAAGUACUCCUUACACCAUAACCACUCAAAUAGGCUGCAGUGAUUAUGGUGCUUACAAUGUCCUGUUAUGUGAGUUGUGUCCCUGACAAAGUUCUUUUUUUGGUCUACUGUUUACCUCUUCUGGCAUAGCCCUUAGUUUAAUAUUGUUUGAUUUAAAAUUUAUUGAAUCCUAAUCCUAAAGAUAAAAUGAGUUAAUAUUAUGAAGAAUAUUUACAUUUUGGAAUAUUUUGAUUUAGUUUCUAAUGUAUAGAUUUUUUUUUAUAUAGGAUAUAUUUUUGUCAUUUUAAUAUGCUGAAAAAAGGGUUAUUUUAAAAGAUUAGCCAGAAAUCUCAAAUAAUUUGGUAAGCUUAUCCAACAAUAUUAAAUCAAUGCCAUAAUUCAGUCACAUUAUUAAAUAUGGGAGCAGGCAUUUUGCUUUGAGAGGUCGGCUAAAACAGAGGCCAACUUUCAUGAUAACAUUACUUGUUAACCGUACAUGUCAUUGAUCUCACUUAAAAUUCAUGUUAUGAUUGAACUUCAAAGUAGUCUAUCAUAACAAACACAUAGUUGGUUUUAUUUUUAACUUUUGAUAAAGGCAUCAGAACUAUUUCAGCGGCAGAAGGCAUGAAAAAAAAUAGUGGCGUUACUCUGUAACUAUUUUACUGGUUUCAGUAUUUAUGUGAAAAGAAGAUUAAUGUCAGACACAAAAUAAGAGUUAUAAUAACAUAAACAAAAGAUACACUACACAGUGCAUUAAAAAGGUUUAGAGCUAGGUCCCUUUAUUUCUCAUCAACAUUUAGUCUUCUUUUAUACCGGGUGGUCUUUUAUCCCAGACAGGGAAUGAUAUACAGAGAGGAAUAAGGUGGGAGACUAAAUAAAAUAUAUUAAUUACAUGUCUUUGUGACAUACCGUAUAUACUCGUGUAUAAGUCGAUCUCGUGUAUAAGUCUAGUGCAGUUUUGUGACCAACAAUUGUGAAAUAUGCUAUGCCUCGUGGAUAAGUCGAGGGUAAAACUUGGGGCUAUGAAAUUCUGUGAUUUUUAUAAUUAUAUACACACACACUCAUACAAACACACACACUGCAUUAUAUACACACACACUCAUACAAACUCACACUCUGCAUUAUAUACACACACACUCUCAUACAAACACACACUCUACAUUAUAUACACACACUCUGUGUAUAUAAUGCAGAGUGUGUGUUUGUGUAGUGUGUGUGAACUGGGUGGGGGGAGGGCAUUUUUAUUAUUUAAUUUUUUUUUAAUUUUAAUAUUAUUAUUUUUUUAUAAUUUUAAUUUUUUUUGUCCCCCCCUCCCUGCUUGUUAACUGGUCAGGGAGGGGGGCUAUCUUAAUCCCUGGUGGUUCAGUGGCAUGGGCUGUGAAGAGGGGGGGCCAGCAGGAAGCAUUUACUUACCUUUCCUGCAGCUCCUGUCAGCUCCCUUCUCCUCCAUUCUGGUCAGCUCCACUGUAAGUCUUGCGGUCUGGUUGCCGCGCGGAUCGUUGCCAUGGCUCUGACGGCCGCGGCUCUCUAAGUUGCUAUAAUACAGACAGUGACUCGAGUAUAAGUCGAGUGGGGGUUUUUAAGCACAAAAAAUGUGCUGAAAAACUAGACUUAUACUCAAGUAUAUACUGUAACUAAAAUGUAUUGAAUUAUAUCACAAGUUACACAAAAUUCUCUGUAAUAAAAUGUCAAAUGAUUUUGGUCACAUGGCAAUUGGUGUUUUAGAAAGAUCCCAUUUUCAGAUGUACUUACUCCAUGAAACAGAUUUCAAGUCUGUACAUAUAAAUGAGUAUCAUGCUGGGUUUUUUUUUGGGGGGGGGGGUUUGUUUUUGUUUUUAACUCUCCCCCGAAACUGUUUGAUUUGAGAGUAGGGCCAAAACCUUCCCUGUGGUUGCAGGUUUAUAUAGCCCGUUAUUGUUAUAUUUUGACAUUUAUAUAGCACCAGUUUAUUUUGCAGCACUUUACAAUAUAUAAAAUGGGAUAAUUUUAACAAUAAAUGAAUCAAUUACAAAAUGUUCCAUGAGCAAUAGAUUUUGCAAUGAUGGCUAAAUCUUGGGGUUCCAUCUGUGGUAAAAGAGUGUUGGGGCAUUUUAUGGCUCAUAUUAAACAGCCAGAUAGUAGUGUGAACUUGUUUUAUUAUCUUCAUUCACCCGAUACAUUUUUUCUCUGUGCUUUAAAAACAAGACACACUGGCCAGUUCUGUUAUUGUAUUCCCCUGGAUAAAUUAGGCCUCUUCUUUUCAAGAGAGUUGUCUUGAGAGAUUGUUUUGUGUGAGUAGCUAUCCUGAGUUUAUUUUGAAAUCCCUAAUUCCUUAUCCAAAUACUUUUAGUCCAAGCCAAUAAGAAAAGCUCUUUUUAGCCCUCGGGCUAGAUACUCAACAACACUGUCAUAGAGAGAAAGCUAGCUAAAAUGACCAGGCACUUGAUAAGGAUCAUGCUUUGGCUGUCUAUUGUAUUGAGUUUGCAUAGUUUAUACAGCCAACAGACGUUAGACUCCAGUUUCAAAACAACAUAUACAGGUGCAACAAUUUCAGCUUCAUAAUAAUUAUCAUAAGUCUUUAAAAUAUGUGUAUGCUAUGUGUUUUUGUUCUGUUAGGUACAGAGGACGCCAUAUCACAGAGGAGCAGUCAACCUAUACGGCCCUGAGCACAGCCCCCCUCUGGCCUCCAGUAAUGAUUGGAGUUCAUGGCAAAGUUGGUCCCCGUGUUCCCGAACCUGUGGUGGGGGAGCUGCAGUGCGCACCAGGCAGUGCCUAAUCCGGUAAUACAUCAUCCUAUUUUAGUGAUGUGUAAUGAAAUGGACUAAUAGAAAAUUCCUAAACACUUUCUGAAACCUAACCUAGAUAUUCUUAUCCCCUGCUCUGUUAAUAGCCUUCUAGACCCUGCAGGAACCUCCUGUGUGUGAUUAAAGUUCAAUUUACAGAGCAGGAAAUAAAAAUGUCCAAAGUAAAUUACAUCUGAUUAAAAAUGAAAACCUUUUUUUCAUGCAGACUGUGUCAGCCACAAAAGUUCUUAAAGUUUUGAUGUAUAAAUCAUGCCCCUGUAUAGGGCCAGAUUAAGAGCCUAGUGGGCCUGGUGCUGACAAUUAUGAUGAGCCUAAUUACAAAAUCUUAUUGACCAAAAACACUAAAAUAGUCCUACCUCCUAAGCGUCAUGUAUCUGAUGGAGAUGGUGCUGGAGGGAAACUCAUAGGAUGCAGCCAUGAGAAAAUACAUACCCUAUGCUAAUCUCAUGCUUUCAUCUUUCAAGAAAACCCAUACCUCCUAACAGCAGUGUCCAGUAAAGCAGGAAGUCUAUGGAUGGGGUAAAAGGGUGGGCAACUGACACAAAUCACAUAACAGGAACUGCCGAAAGGGACGAACAUACACAAAAAGGGGGCAUAUCUAUGUCCCUAUGUCUCCCAGUCCCUUAGUGUCUGUGUCCCCAUGUCACUAGGGCACUAGGGGACAUUGAGAGACAUUGGAACACUGGGAGACAUGGGGACACUGAGAUACUAGGGAACACUGGGAGACCUGGGGACACCGAGACUCUUGGGGACACUGGGAGACAUGGAGAAAUGGGGACACUGGGUGACUUUGGGACACAAGGGGACACUGGGAGACAUGGGGCACUGAGAAACUAUGAUACAUAGGGGACACUGUGAUAUAUAGGGGACACUGGAGACUUGAUAAAGACCUGGGUACAGGUCAAAAUGUUGUGCUGUCCUAUAAACCUGCUUAAAUCUAUCACAGUGAGUGCCUGAGAUUUUUUUCUUCUAUGCUAGGGGACACUGAGACACUUGGGGGCACUGUGAGACAUGGGGACACUGAGAGACUAGCGGAUUCUGAGAGACUAGGGGACACUGAGACACUAAGGACACUGAGAAACUACAGAUACUGAGAGACACCAGGGACACUGGGAGACAUGGGGCACUGAGAUACUCUGCUACAUAGGGGACACUGUGAUACAUAGGGGACACUGGGGACUUGAUAAAGACCUCGGUACAGGUCAAAAUGUUGCGGUGUCCAAUAAACCUGCUUAAUUCUAUCACAGUGAGUGCCUGAGAUUUUCUUUUGUACUAGGGGACACUGAGACAGUGGGAGACAUGGGGACACUGGGAGACUAGGGGACUUUGGGAGACUAGGAAACACUGAGACACUAGGGACACUGGCACACUGUGGACAUUGAGAGACACCAGGGACACUGGGAGACAUGGGGAUACUGAGAUACUAGGUACACUGGCUGGGAGACAUGGGGACACUGGGAGUGCCCCAUGUCUCCCAGGUCUCAAAGUCGCCCAGUGCCCCCAUGCCUCUGUGUGUCCCCAUGUCUCCCUGUGUCCCCAUGUCUCUCAGUGUCCCGUAGUAUCUCAGUGUCCCCAUGUCGCCCAGUGUCCCCUAGUGUUUGUAUCCCCAUGUCUCCUAGUGUCCCUCAGAGUCUGUGUCCCCAUGUCUCCCAGUGUCCCAAUGUCACUAGGACACUAGGGGACACUUAGAGACAUUGGGACACUGAGAGACUAGGGGCCACUGAGAGACAUGGGGCCAGUGUGUCCCUAGUGUCUCAGGGUCCCCAUGUUCCCCAGUGUCCCUAUGUCUCCCAAUGUCUCAGCGUCCCCAAGUCUCUCACCGUCCCCAUGUCUCGCAGGCUCGGAGCUGCUGUCUGCACUCUCUGUGCAGAGUUGCUCCCCCGCAGGUCAGUGAGUAGAGAGAGGCAGGGAGGGAGAUGCUGUAACUUCUUAUCUCUGCCUCUCUCCACACAAACAGCGCUGGUAUUGCAGAAUAAUCUCUGUUUAUACUGAAACAGUCAUUUGUAUUGCCGGUAUUACUGCAAUAGCGGCACCGGCUAGGCAGCCUUAAAUACCUGAGAAAUACUUCUGAGAAAUACCUGGCAACCAUAAGAAAUACAUGAGAAAUACCUGGCAUCCCUAAGAGUAGUGUGUGUAAAAAAUAAAUAAAAAAAUGGGCCUAUUCCAUGGGCCUGGGCCUGGAGCUGCAGCUCCAUCAGCCCCUAUGUUAAUCCUGCCCUGCCCCUGUAGUCUUACUGCUCAAUGCUCUGUCAUUUAGGAUUUUAAUUACUUUGUUUAUGCAGUCCCAGGCACUCCUCCCUGCAUUGUCAUCUAACAUUUAUACUUUCUGUAUUCCUUUAUUGUUAUUUUAAUGUAGAAUUUCUUAUCUUCUGCUCUGUUAAUAGCUUGCAAGAUCCUGCAGGAGUCACCUGUAUGUAAUUCAAAUGACAGAGCAGUAGAUAAAAAAUGUUAACGUAAGUUACAUCUGAUUGAAAAUGAAACCAUUAUGUUUUCAUGCAGGCUGUGUUAGUUACAGACAGUAGAUGUGUGUCUUGUACUGCAUAAACAGAAACAAAAGUUAUUUAACUCCAAAAUGGAAGAGUGUUGAGCAGUGAGAAUACAGGGAUAAUGUAGGAAAGUUGUUUUGAUGUCUCUGGUGUCCCUUUUAUUGUUGAUUCACUAUGUAAAUUUUAAUUGUUUAACUACUGUACUUGCAACAAAAAUAAAUACAAAAUUGGAGAAGUUCCCUGCUUUAAGGAACCUGCUGGCUUUUUGGGAAGGCAGAGUUCACCAAAUACCAGCAGACUAUCCGCUCAUGAUAAUUGCAGACUGAAAGUACUUUGAACCAAACAAAACUUGGGAACAGCAUUAUGGAGGGCACUGUCUGCAACUAUUGCAGCUUAUAUAGAGACCCCAAAAUAGUUUGCUCCCAAACUCUCCCUGGCUGCUACCGAGCUUCACUGUACUUGAGGUUGGAGGGGGCAUCAUUCACAGCAAGUCUGUGUGAUGCAGAGAAACUGACAGGAGACGUCACUUAGCAUGGAUUGGGAAAGUAGGGUUUAUAUUGUAAAAUUCAGUUUUGCAUGUUAAAUCAGUACAAAACAAACACUUUGUAUACUUAGAUUGGGAUGGAAGAGGUUACAUGUCUUGUGUUUUUAUUUUGUUCUUUUUACCUUAUCUGUACCUGCAAUUAUACCAUGUAGAGGGAACAAAAUAUCUCUGCUCUACCUAGUAAAUCUGCAUUGUGUCACAAGCCAUGAUUUACACAUACGCGUGUUCUCUCCUGCAGAAUUCUCUUAAAGGAAUUUAUAAACAUGUCUUAAAAUCAAGUGAAACUAUCUAUUCUUGUAAAAAGAUUUUUUUUAUUAUAUUGUUCUGAACAUGCAACAUUAACCCUCUUGACAACAGUAUUCCAUCAUUCUGAGCUCUAGUGAUUUACUGCUCUAUUCCUCAUAGAGAUCCAUUGGGCCCACCAUGCCACGGAGACCAGAGACAGUACCAGGUUUGCAAUGUGAAGGUGAGGAUCUUCUCAAACGUCAGUGCUAAAACAAACAUACAAAUGUUUCUAGGAUCUUUAAAUAUUAAAUUAUUGAAUUCACAUAGCCCACUGUGAUAUAGAGGAAAUGGUACAUGACUAAGUCCUCUGGGCCAAAACAUUGUAUCUUUUUUUGUCCUUUUUGAUUUCCAAUAAAUAAUUUUCUGCAUUCACCCUACAUUGUGACGCCUGUGGAGCUCUACUUCUAAGUGAUAAUAUCCUUAUCAACCAAAAAACCUAUUGCUGCCUCUUUAAUGCAGGUAUCUGAACGCAAAAUACAUUUUUGUAUUGUCAUAUAUUCCUCGGCAUUCUCUAAAAAGUUUGUCAUCUGUUAGCACUCCCUAAACUUGGCCAGCAAAAAUAUUGCCUCCUUCAGUAUGGAAAACAUCAAGGAAUUUGUAUAAACCGUUCUGUGCUCUGAAAAGUGGUCUAAAAUACUAAAUGUGGGGCAGUCACCAUGGAAACUAGAGGACCAGUAUGCACGUUUCAUUGCUGACUUUUCCCCUUUUUUAUGUUUGCACCACUUUUCAAAGCAUGACACUCUUUAUACAUAACUCUCUGUAUCUAUUAGAGCUGUGAUCCUUUAGAGGAAACUAACACUUUUAGGAGGCCUCUUUUGGCCAGGAAUGUCCCCAGGUCCGGAUUUCAGAAAAGGUGAUUUAAUAAGGAAAAAAAUAUGGUUCUAAUAUAAAAUGAAAUAAAUAAAAUAUAUUAAUUAAGAGACCCCCCCGUGAAUUUGUUUUUGUGUGUGUGUGUGUAAGAAAACUCUCAACAAAGCUAUUGAAUCAUGUUACAGUUUGCUUUGAUGAACAAAUCUUUAUUUAAACUUGUAAAAUACUUCUUGCAUAGGACUGUCCAUCAGGAGUGAGUGAUUUCAGACAUUUUCAGUGCUCCGCUUACAACCACAAGCCUUUAAUGGGAACUUACUACAGAUGGACUCCCUUUCACUCAGGUAACUACAUUAUCCUGUCUCUAAGACCACAUCCUUAAAUAAACUUUUCUCACGCAAAGGCAAGAAAGACAUUCCUAGUAAAGAGACCAAGCACUAAUUAUAAUCUUAUUUUUUUGUAAUUUAAUAUAUUUUUCCCGGAGGUAAAAAACUGCAACGCGUUCCUUUAAAAAGUCCCUUGAGAUUUCCCACACAUUAAAAAAAUUUCUGGUCAUUUUUACCUUACACCCAAAUAUAUAUGAUAUAUUAUUAUAUAAAAUCCUUUAUUGUUUUUGAUAUCUGCAUUUAUGAUAUUUUGAUAUAUUGAAAAACAUAACAAAAUAACGCUCUGAGAGAGAAGCUGCCGGUUUGUUUCUAACGGGUCUUCUCAGAGGCCGUUUUACUGAUAUUUUUUCUUGGAACCAGAAAUAUAAAAUGAGAGACCAUUUCAUCUCGUUUAGAGAGCACUUUAUUAUAUUAACACUGCUUGUAAAUGGUUUUAUAAAGAACAACUGGUUUGCGUUUAAUAUAUUACAGAGGCUUUCUUCUUGGCCUACCUGAAAAUAAACAAGAAAUUUAAAAUGGCUGCUCUUUCAUGUUUUGUCUUGCUAAUGUCAUUAAAGCACCACUAUUUGACAAUUUAUAAGGCUAGAGGCAAUGUAUAAUUUAAUUACUCUUCAAUUACUUGGGGAUGCAAUUACUUUUUCAGAGUUUUCUUUAAUCUACUACUUCACUUCCAAUUUUAAUUUAGUCUGCUGUCAAAUGCCAUAUUUAUUAUUAUCAUUAAAAGUCUUGUUAUAUAUUUUUGUUAUAUUACUCCACUAUUGGUUCUGGUCCUGCCAACAAUUUUUUCUUACUUCUUUCUCCUCUAAUCCUAUUCUGUCCUGCCUUUCUUUCCUUUAAUACAAUGUUACCUUGCAGCGUUAUCUUAAUAUUACUGUACCCUAGAAUAUCAAUAUUGCCUACUUAACUCCCAUUUGAUUAAUAGAUUUUUUUUAUAUGUAAAUUAACAUGGGGGUAUACUAAACAAAUUCAUUAAAAAGAAUAACGCCUAUAAAAAGUAAUUUUUAUUCCCGGUAACUAAUCCUGCUUACUUUCAAAUACCUUAACAAUUAUAUGCUGUCAUUAAAUCGUUGUCUGCUGAUGUUUCCUCGAUCUAACCCAUCCGUCUGUCAGUACCUUAAGCUUGUCACGCUCUUCCUCCUGAAUCAUACACAAAUACAAGACUAUUCUUGUGCUGUUACUACUUUGUAAAAUUCCUUAGCUUUCUGUGUGAGAUCUUCCUGAAUUCUUAUAUUUUAAGGGUUGUUUAAAAACUCACCUGAUGUGCUUUGAAACUGCCCUUGAAUUUUAAAAAAAUGGUACUUGUCAUUAGGAGCACUUUACAUAGGCUUCAUGCAAGACACAGUCCUUUCCUUGUAGCUGGUGUCUCUUUGACUUGCCCUUAUUUUUGUGGUCUGUGAUUGUUGUGCCUGGUUGUUCCAGUGGUUGCACUUCAUGUUUAUUCUAGUGGUUGACCUCCCUGUUUGAUCUACAGGUAUAAAAACUCAACAAAAAUAUCAAGGCUAAUUAAGGGAUCAAAUGACUCUGUCAAUUAUCACCAAGAAAAAUAAGUGUAUUAUCAAUACCCUAUGACAUUAUAUAACCCUUAUAAUAUGUACAUUUAGGCCAGAAGACAGCUCUUUUGCUUUUGUACAUCAACAGCAUUUGCUUAAUCUGCACAACAUAAGCAAUUCAAUUUAUAGUCUCAAAAUGUCUAUUUUUAUGUUGAACAAUCCCCAUAAUUCAGUCUCCUUCUUAACCCAUAUUGAUAACCCUCUCAGUCCUAUUUAUCUCACCUCAUUAUUGCCUUUCGUUUAUUACCCGUUGUUCACUAGUUCACCAUCAUCACCCCUACACCUGUUGGUCCUUCCCUAAUACCAGUCAGGCUCUAUGCUAAUAAAAUAUGUAAUUGUGGAGCGUAUUCACACUAAUCAAUGUAAAUCACAUUCAAUAAGGCGGCUGUUUAAAAAUGAAAAUAUAUUCUCCUUCUCUUUCUUAUUAUAUUCCUCUGACCAAUGAACCUCACUUUGUACCCUAUGUUCCUGAACUGUCCAUGUCCUUGGAUCAUCAAAAAAAACAAAAAAAAACGUUUAAAUGUAUACUUAAUUCUAAUUAAUUAUUUUUAAUUUUGUCCCUUAUCAUGGCUACACGCAGGUGUCCAAAUGAACAUUUCUGUGUUGUUUUAUGUAAUGAUCAGGUGUUAGAACACACAUCAUUCUCAACAUUUCAGCAUCUUCACUUUUCUGUUUCCUAAAAAGGACAAAGUGACUGUGAGCUCAGCUGUUUGGCACAAGGGCAAAAUUUCUAUUAUAAUUUUGGCCGGGUUUUGGAUGGUACAUCAUGCCGCACAGAUUAUGAUGGGAUCUGUAUCAAUGGGCAGUGCUUGGUAAGUUUACUGAGAUGUUUUCUAAGGAGGGCAGUAAUCUUUAAUAUAAAACUUAUACCAAAUGCAAGAUAACCAUGGGAUGAAGAACUGUUCAAAUUUCCCAUUUUCAGUAAUACUGUUUGCUACCUGACAUUUCUAUCAUUUUGUGGCCUUUAAAUUGCAAAAGGAACAAAGGUUUAGGUAAAGUAUUCUAACCAUAUUUUUGUCUCCUUUGCUUAGUGUAACUUGUACUUAUUAUGUAUGUGUAUGAAUGUAUGUAAAAAAUUAGUAAAUGUAAAAUAAGUUUAAAACUCAAAUUAAUUGCAAGGAAUGCACUGAUCUCAAAACUGUGAAAUAAUCUAUUAACAGUUGUUGUACAAUUACAUUUCCCAUGAUUUGUUUCCACUUAUUAUGCCACUGACUGUAGAUUACCUAUAGGCUGGCAAUGUAUCAAUCCAACUGCUGAAAAGGUAUCUGUACCCCUGAUCAAUUUUUAUUUUUUUUUAUAACCCAAAUUUCUCAAUAAUUUCCAUAAGUGUAAUUACCAAAUUAAAGGGACACUAUAGACACCCAGUCCACUUCAUCUCAUUGACGUGAUCUGGGUGGUGUCCCCUGUCCUCUUAACCCUGCAAGCGGAAACAUUACAGUUUCAUAGAAACUGCAAUCUUUAUAGCAGGAUUAAGACAACACUUCCUGGCUUCUCACACAGUUUAAAGGGAUACUAUAGUCACCAGAACAACUACAGCUUAAUGUAGUUGCUCUGGUGAGUAUAAUAGCUCCCUUCAGGCAUUUUCAUGUAAACACUGCCUUUUCAUAGAAAAGGCAGUGUUUACAUUGCCCCUUUAGGGACACCUCCAAGUGGCCACUUCUUGCUCAGUAGGCAACCCUGCCAUUCAGUGUCCCCACGCUCGUUAUUGAUUCAAUGGUUUCCUAUGGUAAAGCUCUAAUGCCUGCUCUGAUGCCUGCGCAGCAGAUGCUCAUUAGGUUUCUCCAUCAUUGUAACAUUGCUGGAGUAGGAGAUCGAUCCAGCGGCGAGGGACCUUAGGUGAGUGUUUAAAGGGGUGGGUCUUAAGUUAGGGACAGAGGCAUAGUAUAGCUUUAGGAAUACAGUUUUUAAUUCUUAAUGCUUUAGUAUUCCUUUAACUAAUUUUCAGUAGAGCAGCACUAUAAAAAUAAGUUACAAUUUCUAAUUGUAAUGUUUCUUUUUAAAGUUCUGAAUAGAAAUAUUUGCAGAAUAAUUUUACAUUUUGGCAGCUCUGGAGAUGUCUCCUUAUUCUGUAAAAUUGUUAUAUAACACUCGUAAUAACAUAAGACUUUUAUUUAUGUUUUGUUUUGUAUCAGCAAGUCGGCUGUGACCUUAUCCUGGGAUCCGAUGAGAAGACAGAUAUCUGUGGUGUUUGUGGAGGAAAGAAUGCUUCUUGCAGACAUCACCGCAGUAUCUACACUACCAAAUAUCCAACUUCCGGUAACUGUCUCAAUCAUUUUUCUGUAGCUUAUUUCUAUGCUACACAUCGGUAAUCAUUGAUAUUUUUAUUCCUCUACAUACUUUGCUGGAUGCAUGCAAAGAGUUACAAUAAAUAAAAAUGUAUGCCUAAGUGCAUUUCUUUCAUUGUUUCUUUAAUUUUAUUUGAAGACAAACCAGUGUUUGCUAAUUGUUUCCUGUACUUUGGAUCAUUUCAAGGCUAAUUUGUUUAGCCGACAAAUUGUUUCAAAGCAGUUUAGCACAUUCAGAGUGAAUCUCCAAAUCUCCUUCAGAACUGCUUUUAGUAAAUUCCUGAAUGGCAUAGUUGGGUCAAUUUUGAAACUUGGUGUUACUUUCUGAUCUUUUACCCCCAAAAGUUGUAUCUUUAUUUAUAUUUUGGAGACACCAUGUUCUGUGGUUUUGAAGCGAUAUUGACAUGAUUCACCUUCCAUUCAUUUUACUGUACAGACCACAAGGAUUAAUUUUUGUUUCAGUGUAAAAUGGCAUUUCACGUUGUGUCUUUGCAUCUUUAUCAUUAGUGGCACAAUAUUUAGUCUCGCACAUCCUGUAGCCAUGGUCUGUUUACAGAACACUGAAUUUUCUUCCUACAGAUAUCUGUAAUUGUGUUACAAUCUUGCCUUCCCAUGUAUCUGAUGGGAUUAAUCAUGGUUAUCUGUUGCCUUUUUCUCUGGUACUAAAAAGAGUGAAUGGGUGUUUAACCUUUGAUUCACUAUUCGGUGUGUAUGUCAUACCUGUUUGUUGGAAGACUGCUAGAUGACAAGAACAUUGUUGGACAUUGAUGGUCCUGGGAGGAUUCACUGAAAUUAUGAGAAAUUGUCUUCCACACUAAAACAUAUUUAUAGAACUUGUGUUUUACCCUUCUGCCCAGCAAACCAUGAAGUAAAAUGUAUUCUGCUCUGUAACAAAUUAGGUCAUUUUACUAAGCGGUGAAAGCUUCUUUCUACUCUGCAGACCCGUUAUCAUCCUAAUAUGAUGAUCAUCUGUAGAACAACACUGGAGUGUUGACCCAAUAUCAUCACUUUAGUUGGUCUAAUGUUGUUGCUUGCAUCCUGGAUGCCUGCCAUCGUCAAUCUAUUACAUCACUGGCUUUAGUACACACGUUGUAAUAACCUGACUAGACACGAGAUACUUCAUAUCUGUCUCUGUAUUCUACCAACAUUCCAUUUGCUGUUGUUGUAAGGAACACUCCCUUUCUCAGAGACUUCAAGUGUCAGCUUUCUGGCUGCUUGGAAAGCUGGGGAUUAUGUUUAUUCCUAUUGUUGAAUGUCUGUAUUUUUUCUGGAUGUCAAACACCUUUAUUAUUUAUAAAGCUAGUGAAAAGAACAGGGGAAGCAAAGCUAAAUUAUCGCUCAUGACACAUGACAUUAGCUUGCCAAGUGCACUCUUUGACAAAUGCUUUUUUUCCAGAUUUUUGUUGCUCAUGAUAGAAUGUUAGUUAUUUGUACAGGGCUAUUCUAAAAAUGACUCUUUUCUAUCACAUAGUUGCCCUUGCUGGUCAUAUCACCCAUUCUGUAUCUUUUGUGGGGGUACAGGGCAUUGUGACCUAUCCGGGUUAACUGGAGAUCUAUGCUGUUGGUGGCACAUGUCUCCAGCACACAACAGCUACCCUCUAUUAGUGUCACAUAUUCAUCCGCUUAUAGAAAUGUGGUUAAUGACAUUUACUGUCCACACAGGAAAAGUUGUGCCGAGCAGCAACCUAAUCCACAGAAGGGUUAAUGCUGAGCAGUAAUUGUGCAAAUGAAACCUGGUGUCAUGUAUUCAUCCGCUUAGAGAAAAGUGAUUAAUGACAUUUACUGUCCACACAUGAAAAGUUGUGCCGAGCAGCAACCUAAUGCACAGAAGGGUUAAUGCUGAGCAGCAAUUGUGCAAAUGAAACCUGGUGUUAUGUAUUCAUCCGCUUAGAGAAAAGUGAUUAAUGACAUUUACUGUCCACACAUGAAAAGUUGUGCCGAGCAGCAACCUAAUCCACAGAAGGGUUAAUGCUGAGCAGCAAUUAUGCAAAUUAAACCUGGUAACUGACUUUGGGGUCAAAGGCCGGUUACAGCCUAUCAGAACUAAAGGAGGGGUAUUUAGGCCCAGUUCUCAGCCUGCUCAGUGCCCUGUCGUGGUUUCCCUUGUGGUUGUCCGAGAGCGCGUUCCUGUUUAUAGUUUUCUACCUGGUUUUUUACUUUGGCUUUGUUUAUUGACUUCUCUAUAUUCUGGUAUCCUGACUCCUGGCUUUCCUCAUCGCUGUGUCCCUUUCUGUGUUCCCUGACCUCGGCUAGUAUUUUUGACUAUUCUUUGUACGUUAAAUCCGGCCAUUCUAAGGACCGGUAAUACGUUACUUAUUUGUCAUCCGUGCUGUACAGUUCUACGUGCUGGAUCAAACAGUAAUCCUGACAAUUAGUGACUGAUGAUACAGUGGCUUUAAAAAUUAUCAUGGCUCUCCAUUUCUUCAAAGUGAAAGCAUAGAAGAAAUAUCCACAAGGGACAUGGAUUUGAACAAACUCUUUAAUCAAUAUAUUGAGAUGGUUUGUAGGUAAUGUACACACAGACAAAUUGUGACCCAAAACGUUAUGCCUCUCAUUUUUUAAUGUAAUAGCAAAUGUGUUGGGGGCAGCUAUGAUAAGACACCAUUUCCCAUGGUAAUGGAAUCUCUGCUUAUCUUCUGUUCGGUGGGAAUGCAUGGUAGUAUUUUGUCUUCAAAGUAAAAAAGUAUCUUUGCCACCAUGAACAUGGAUAUUGUGUCCAUGCUGGUUCCCACUUGAUAACCCAGGAUUGUGCAUACAGUCUUUACUGCUAUCUAGAAAGGUCUUCAAAAUACAUUUCAAGUGCUUGGUUCCUUUGCUUUUCCCUAAAUCUCCAAAAUCUCACUCCAUAAUUGUCAUUUUCAGGGCUCUUUGGAUACAGUGAGGUGACCAUGAUUCCUGCAGGUGCUACUCACAUCAAAGUGAUGGACAGGAGUAACAACUACCUGGGUAAGUGUCUGCUUCUGGACGAUCUCCAUUAGUGUGUUACUAAUUAUAGGAAUGUAAAGUUACUGUACAAUCAAUGUAUGCAUGAACAAAACAAGAUGAUGUAAGGUGCUGGAAGGGUAUUCUCUACAUACAAUAAGACUACAAAAGAGAAAUGUAUUUCAUCUGCAUCUGAUACACUUGGUCUUGUGCCACUUAAUGUAAUAUGUUAUAUAAGGAGUCGCGUAGUUAAGUGUGACACACCUGCAACAAGUUCUGAUAUGUUUGUUGCUAGUUAUUAAAAACUAAUUUAAAACAUUUCAGUCAAACAAAUUUUCUGCCAUUAUUCAUUAAAAAGCCAAGGGUAAUAGACAAAUAUUUGAAGUGAUCUCCUGUUUGAGGCAUCCAUGAUUCUCAUCUUUUCCUCUUCCAUUCCGUGCUAUCUUGUCACCGCUUGUGAUUUCGUCUAACUUUCGAAACCAUGCAUUUCUUUCAAGUUUCUGAUCCUGAGCCCUUCAAACUCACAUCAUCUUCUUCCCUUUCAUAUAUCUGUCCUCAUUUAUUACAUAGUGGAGUCUGUAGGAGGAUAGCAGGUGGUACCAUCAAGAAGGCAUAAUGAAUAAAGUGUGUCAUGAAGGGGUUGGCAGACAUAGAUCUUAGAAUGUAGGUCAUCCUCGUGAAUGUUCUAAUGAAAUAUGUUACUAUGUAACAAAUAAAUAGCUGGGUCAAUACACAUGCUGUACUUUAACAACAUAAAACAUAAAUACAAUUUGUGGGACUCUGCAGUAUGUGCUAAUGAAAUUGUGCAAUAAACAAACAGACAUGAAUGCUCAUUUCUCUUUAACCUUGCUCUCAGUAUAUGCAAUGUGCUUAUCACUGCUUUAUAUGCAGUAUGCAACCUUGUAGAAUGAUUGUGGCCGACCGCCACUCACUGCUUCCUAGUACCUCCGAGUACUUCCAAGCACUCCACCAGACAACAUAAGCACCGUAGUCCCCACUUCCAGCGUUACAGCUUGGCUGGAGUCUUGCCGUCCUCCACCCACCCUGGACCCAAGACCAGAAUCCAGCUUCCAGUGGGCAGACCUCUCCUACUCCAGAGAGUGCUCUUACAAGAGCAAGUGAUUUUAACCCAGUUAUAAUCUAUGUUGAGGGUAGGAAGGAACUCUUUUAAUGGUUGCCACAACUGGCCUUAUGGGCAGGUCUCCAUGCAAGGGGCACUCCCCCCUGGACCUGAGAGUAAACCACAGUAGAAACAAAUACACAAUUACAUUGGCUCUCAGAUCCAGGACACUCUCAUACAUAACAAGAUAAUCCCUCCCCUGUGUCUGGGAGAUAAUUGAGUCAUCCACUGUAGUAAAUCUCCACAAAGAUACAUUUAAACGCAUUAAAACUCCCAGAAAAGUUACAUCCCCUAAUAGCCCAGAUCUGGGUGACCAACAUAUCCAAAAAUCACCCAGAUCGGUUCAGGGGUUCAGGAAUUUUCUGGAAGUCAUAGUUUGACAGACCGCACGCAUGGUCCCAUAGCCAAAACAGUUCCAGAGAAUCAGGAUUUGUGGUUGGUCUAGUUCGUAAUUCACAAUACAACAUAAAUACGAAUGCAACCAGUUUGUAUGUAUACUUAGUCUGUCUCUCUUGUUCGGGAGUGUUUCCACCGAACGCCGGUCUUCUCAAGUGAAUCCAGUCGAACGUACGAAGAGAUAGAAGUCUCAGCUGUGUUCGCACCGUCGAGUGUUCCGAUUAUAGUUCCAGGCACUCGACAACCAAACACCGCUGUGUGUGUUCGCAGCUAAAGAUGGCCACCGCCAUGUGUUCACACAUACGAACGAUGGCCACCCAGCUAACCACUUAGAACGUUGUGGUUAAACAUAAGUCAUGGAGGUUAAUGGGCUGCACACUCCUCUUCUGGGUGGUCUAACUGUUCGGUAACAGAACAGAAUAAGUACCAUCCCUUCGGUAAGCCCGAACCCUAACAGGGAAAAGGCACGAACCAAACCUUUCCACAGUCCUGAACCAAGGUCUAAUACAUGGGCCAUAGUCCUGGGGCAAGAGGCUGGCAAGCAGGCCCCUCCAAGAACCAGUGGUGAGGUUACUUUCGCCACAAUGAUAAAAUAUCCAUUUAUGUAGCCAGGUAGGGUAGUUGUGGUUUGUUGCAAGAUUUUAAACAGUGCUGGGAUUCAGACAUUACCAUUACCCAACUUAAUGGUACUCAUUUUAUCAGAAGGAUGAAAGGCUGACUUGACCUAGUUGAAAUCUGUUCUAAGACUCUAAAAAUCAGCAGCUGGCUCCCUUACCUUUCCAGCUACGACCUAGACAUGAAACACAUUUACUGGAGUGCUGACAAUAUUUCUUUGGUCUAAUUUACAUCCCAAGUGCAUCUGGAUUUAAAUGCAACAGAGUAACCCCACAACCUGUUUAUCAGAGACAUUGUGGCCCGGGAUGGGUAAAAUUAGAGUAGAUGAGGGUAAAAGAGUCCAAGUCUCUGAUGCCUACAUUUAAAAUUCCUGAAUUGAACAUAAAAAAGUGUUAGGAACAAGAAUGUGUGAAAAGUUUGAAUUUGAUACACUUGCGUGUUUUUUGUUGUUGUUUUUUUUAACAUAAAUUACUAUGUUGCUAUAUUUGUGGUAAAUGUCAUGGAAAAGGAAUUGCCAUUGUAAUCAACAUGGAGUGGUGUAUGAUCUGAGUUGAAACAUCUCUAAGCCCUCUGGCUCUUAAAAAAGGAGAAAAAAACCUCCCAUAUAUUAUUCCCUAUUUGUUGGUCUCAAGAACCAGACAGGUAGUGUCUUGCCCAGGAAUCAGAAAAACAGAGCCUCAUGCAACAUCUUCUCAAGCGAGGACUCAUCUCUUGGCAACAUUAUCUGCUUUUCCGUUUUUUUAGACUUUGAGCACUAUGUAUAGAUGUGGGCGUGUUUAAAGCUAUGAAUAAUUCCAAGUGCCAUUCAUUAGGCACAAAUCUCUGUCACUCACCUAUGAUAGGCUCCAUGUUGUCUUGCAAUUUUUCAUUAAAAAGGUUUCUCUCGUUACUGUUUGGCUGCUAUGAUGAUGAUAUUGGUAGGAGUGGGUAUAAGAGAGGAUAUAAACUGUGAGUGAUAAAAGAAAAGACUAAGUGGGAAACAAAAUAGUCACAAAUGUAUUUGCAAGAAACUGACAUAUUUGUCAAGCUUUACCCUAAAUAGAUAGGCACUAUAAUAAUUGUAUUUAAUGUAUUUUAAAAUCAACCUCUCGUUUUAUUAAACACACUAGCUUUAAUCAUUAAAAUUAGUUUGCAUAUAUUAAUGUAUUUUUAAUAUGUAUCUCUUAUCUCAUAAUUAUACACAUUAUAAUUAGUUUUCCUAAAGUAAAGCAUUAGUUCUAAUUGCUAAUGUGCAAAUAUUGCUCGAAGGAUAAUAUGGUACUCUAUUUUACGUAAAUAAUGUAAAGGGAUCAUUUUUAAUAGCUAAAUAUUUCUAAGCUCUUUAAUUCUUCAUUAAAUAAAGCUUAUUUACUAAUGUGUGAAUUGUCAGGAAUUCAAAAUUUAGUUCAGAUUGUAGGCCACAUUGAAGGCAUAACUCAUUUUGGUUUCGAUUUGGCUACGUCUCUUCUAAAUUGCAAUUUUUUCAACCCCUUUAAACACCUCUAAUAUUUGUAUUAGCUAAGUUAGUUUAAGUAGGCGAUGAUUACACAGCGGCUGUUAUUGGACGCUCCUAAAAAAAACAAACAAAAAAAAACAAACACAUUCCACAAUAUAUCCACGUCACCGGUAAAUGUAACAACAAAAAUAACUCUAAAUUUCUAUAUUUAAAAGUCUGGUUAAUUAAAAAUAUAAUCUUUGUGUUUGAUCCUCCUUUUUAGAAUAUUUCCCAGUAUUAUAGAGAGUUCCUGUUGAUUCAAUAACAAGGAAAUAGACUUUAUCUUGCCCUCAGUUAAACAUGUCUCUACAGAGGAAGGAAGAUGGAGAUUGGCACAGAAGAGUAUUCAUGAUGUGCUGUAAAUCUUUUAACAUCUUUCUAUUAUUACUUAGUGUUAGUUUACAAGCAAUUAAAUAUAAUGAACGUACAUGUGUUCUGCAUUACAAUGUUUAUAUAAAAAAAUAGGUACUUUUAUAUAAAUAGGUACAAUUAGUCACCCACCAAAGCACUGCUCACCUUUACAGGUGGCGUGGGGUCCCUUACCCUGCAUUUUCCUUAGAGAGGAAAUGCCAGUUCUCUGCAAUUUACUCAGUUGAAUAAAUCGCUAAUAAUGACCUAUAACUUGUGUUAACCUGUUUUCUUUAAAUUACAUCACAAUUCAGUUCAGACAAGGCAAAGCUACGGCAAACGUUGCAAAUGAAGAGGAAAAAUAAAAAAUAUUGUUUGACUUUUUCCUAUUCACGCAAUGAUUUCUCUAUGCUGAUUGCCAGGUGCAAUUUAGUGCCGAGCUUAUAACAAUAAUAAUACAGGCGUUUUUUUAGUCUUUUUUAAGGACAUUUACCAAGAUAAAAUUCUUUAAAGCAGCUCUGAAACAUAUACAAAAAAGUAGAAAUAUAUAAACAUAGCGUUUAGUGAGAGAUAUAGGCAGCUUUGUAAUCCAGGUGUAACGGAAGCUUCCCCACCUUUGACUGCCUUCUCUAUGGAACUUUCCUUCCCUUGUAAUUUAAUGCUAAACAGAUACUGUAUGGUUUGUGGAGGAGCUUGGAGGCCAGUCUCCUUCCUAGAGAUUCUGGACUCUCUAAAACUGAACUCAGCGGAUACUGUGGCUAACCAUCCAGGUAAUACCAGACCUCUGGAAUAUCAGUAAGCUCUAACUCUGCCAUUCAUCGAACUUGUAUCAUCCAGAAACUGGCAUUCUCUCAACUUCCAUAAUCUGUAUCAUGAGUCCAAGAGCAACAUUAGGCAACGCCUUGGAUUGGGAGGUAGGUCUUUGGCAUGCCGAGGUAUUUGUGAUAGACUCUGGAGUGUAAAGCUCCGUAUUGUUUUUCCAGACAUAUUGUAUUGCGAAUCCAAGAGUCCAGCCACUUAAUGCUCUCCUGGGGAGGCCCUAGGAUGUCUUUGCUGGCACUAAUCUCCUUUGGUUUGCUGCUUCAGCCAAAAAUAUCUCCAUACUGCCCUGUGUUACAGGUUGCUUCAGGUUCUGCUGUGUGUGUGAGGCAAAAUCCCAAAAUACCCCUUAUCAGGAGUACUGGUCCACCCAGCAUUUGUGGGUGUUAAGAGGUGACAUAGCAGAGUGCCAGCCUUUUUCUUCCAUCACUACCCUACUAGUAGUGACAAGGAUCUUCCAGAGAGAGAGAAAGGGCUUCAGCAGAAGUUCCACCAGUUCCUCCACAAAUAUCAGCCAGACUUGAUAAAGUGGGGGACAGUACUAUACAGACAUAUUGAGAUUUAAACAGGAUUCUUAUACAUAUAUUAUUGUUUAUACAGUGAACACAAGGCAACCAGUAAAGAUGCGAAAGCAGCCAAUCACACUGCGAGAUUUGAUUAAAUUACAAUCAGUAUCAUGUAUACAAGCAUGGUUGGGGACAGACAUGGACAACGACUGUGGACUGCAUGGGAGAAUUAAAAGAGUGUCAGGGCAGCCAGUUCUUACUAGUCUGAAAGCAAUGGGAAAACCACAAAGCAGGGUUAGGAAGGACGGGAACACACAAAAUGGAUAGUUUAUACAUUUAGCUUCAUUUCAGCCAUACAAUACAGAAAGUCACAACCAUUUCAAAUGGGAUCAUUAGCAACAGUAUCUGCUGAGUCCAGUUUCAGUAGUAACCGAGGGUCCAGAGUCUCUAGGAAGGAGGCUGGCCUCCAAGCUCUUCCACAAGCCAUAUAAUCUCUGUUCAAUCAGCACCAGAUUACAUGGAAGUGCAGUUCAUAGGGCAGCCAUUCAACGCUGGGGAAGCUUUAGCUCCACAAAGUAUUAACAAAGGUAAUUAUACUUGUAUUUAUUAACUUGUUACUUUUGCUUUAUACAUCUACAAUAUUGGCCAAUAGGUGGCUCUUCUGCAGUUUAUUAAUGAAUUAAUGAAUAAGCUUGCAUCUUGUUGUCUGCUGCUUUUAUACCUUAGGAAACUAUCACCGUGCAGGACACCAGAGCCUGGCAGCAGAGAGGGGCAAAUUGUUGUAGAAUGAUGAUGAAUCAGUGGAAUGUCUACUGAGCCUCCAUUCCACUGCUAUGCUUCCUUGUACUUCCCCAGGUUUUGAAGUGGUUCGUAAUAUGUAACAUUCUUUGGCAUGCUGGAGUUAGCAAAGUGAGGAAGACCUACAUGCUAAAUAUAAGCUGGUGCUUUUGUCAGUACCCUUUUAGUAAGUACAAGUAGGCAGAGUGGGCAUAUAUUUGCAUUUUGUAUUAACCAAAAUGGUUGGUAUGUUUUGUAACAAAACAUUUGAUCCUGAAUUAUCAUGUCUCACAACUGUUGCAAUGAAAAGUAGGAUGAUCUUUUUAUUUUCACUCUGUUUAUUUAUCUCAACCAUAACCUAUUCCUGUUAUUCUAGCUCUGAGAGACAGAAAUCAUCAUUAUAUUAUAAAUGGGAACUGGGCCAUUAACCAUCCUGGAGAGUACAGUGUGGUUGGGACCAAGUUCCAGUACCGGCGCUCUGUUGACAAUCAGGAAAGCUUUGAGGCGGCUGGGCCGACUAAAGAAGAUCUGCACAUUAUGGUUCGUAUUCCAGAUGGUGGCCACAGCUUAUUACCUUAUUCGUAAUGAAUAAAUUUUUGUUUCAUCCAAAUAUAUUCGGACAAUAAUAAAAAGUGUUUCGUCUGAACCGAAUUUUGUUCGUUUGUUCGUUCAUUUUCAGACAAAAUUCUGCCGUUGCAUUCCUUUCAGAGUUUUAUUUGACAAAUGAAAUUCCAAUCCAUUGCAGCCAUUUAGUAAUUAACCCCAUAAAUUGGUACCCUUGUGGGAUUGCCAUAUUUAAGGGUUUCAACUUAGGGGUCUGUUUAGGUCUUUUUGGAAUCCCUUUGGCAAUCCCACAAGGAUUGGAAAGCUAUCUACUAAGAAUCUGAAAGACCAAAAUAAAAUAAAUACUUACCGUAUAUACUCGUGUAUAAGUCGAUCUCAUGUACAAGUCGAGUGCAGUUUUGUGACCAACAAUUGUGAAAAAUGCUAUGCUUUGUGGAUAAGUCAAGGGUAAAACUUGGGGCUAUGAAAUUCUGUGAUUUUUAUAAUUAUAUACACACACACUCAUACAAACUCACACUCUGCAUUAUAUACAAUUUUUUUAAUUUUAAUUUUUAAAAAAAUGUUAUUUUAGUAUAAUUUUUUAAUUUUAUUAUUUAAUUUUUUUUUAGUCCCCCCUCCCUGCUUGUUAGCUGGCUAGGGAGGGGGGCUCUCAUUCCCUGGUGGUCCAGUGAAUGGGUUGUGUAGGAGGCAGCGAGCUGUAACUUACCUUUCCUGCAGCUCCUGUCAGCUCCCUCCUCCUGCGUUCCGGUUAGCUCCCCUGUCAGCUCCACUGUAAGUCUCGCUGUGUGACUGCUGCGCGGAUCAUUGUCACGGUAACCACGCAGCUCUCGCGAGUCUUACAGUGGAAGAGAAGGGAGCUGACCGGAACGCAGGAGAAGGGAGCUGACAGAAGCUGCAGGAAAGGUAAGGUAAGUUACAGCUCGCUGCCAGCCCCCAACAGGACCGUCGGGCUUGUAACGAGCCCGGCGGUCCUGGUCUGUAUUAUGGCAAUGUAAGUUGCCAUAAUACAGACAGUGACUCGAGUAUAAGUCGAGUGGGGGUUUUUCAGCACAAAAAAUGUGCUGAAAAACUCGACUUAUACUAGAGUAUAUACGGUUGUCUUUUCUCUGAAAAGGCAGUGUUUACAUUAAAAAGAGUGCAGGGACAGGCUAUAGACACCAGGACAACUACAUUAAGCUGUGUGGUUCUGAUGUUAAUAGUGUCCCUUUAACCAAGAGUCCAUAUAAACUUAAUAUAUUUUAUCACACCUGUUUUGUUAUUGUCAUUAUAGCUGUUAUUGUUUGUUUAUAUUUUGUUUUGUUUUAAUUCUGUUUCAGAUCCUAUUCACAGAGCAGAAUGCUGGCAUCGAGUAUGAAUACUGGCUUCCAAAAGAUUACUAUAUUCAGCAACAAAGAGACCGCAGCUCAUUGCACGAACACACAGAGGAAGCAGUGAUUCGGGCUCCUCCACUUACUACACAGCCAGCACCAACCACCAAAAACCACGGUAAGUGAAGGGAGGGGGAUCAUAAAUCCCUAAUUUAACAGCAUAGUAUUCUGAAUAGAGACAGUGUAAAGUGACUUGAAGGGACAUUACAAAUACUAAAUAAUUUAAAAGCACAUAGAACAAUACUAUGGAUUUAUUUACUAAACUCCAAAUUUAAAAAUCAAUGGCAAAAUGUAGUUAACAAAAGCUAAUUUGUAAACAUUUUUUGAACUCUGCUCAAAUCACAGAUUAGGCAUUUUUGCCAACAACUUUGCCAUUUAUUUUUUAAUUCACUACACUUAGGAGUUUAGUGAAUCAUUUCCUAUGGGUUUGUUUGACACUUUCAGCAUUAUUUACUAAAUUGAGAAUUCGAGGUGAAUUUAGAAUGGAUUUCAAAUUCCAGGUAUAAAUAGCUAAAAUUCCAAUUCGGCUAUUCUGAGUUUAAAUUUAAAAUUCACUUUGAAUUCUUACUUUAGUGUUUAUUAUCAGUGAGUGAACGUUCCAGAUUGUACACACCAUCUACUUCCCUACAAACAAACAAAAAAAGACUAUGUAAAAAAUAAAAAAAGGAAUAAAAAUAAUCAAUAAUAUAAUAUUACUAUAAAAAUAAUGUAAUAAAAAUUUUCAUUUUAAUGAACAACUGAGGGUGUACACCAGCGUAGAAUCAUGUUUUGAUUGAAUAACAAAAUGUAUUCUUAAAAUGUAUUUUUUUUCUUAGUUUAUUGUCUAAGAUUGAGUCCAACAAUAUGGACGAAACAUGUGCAAUGUGAGGUAUACUGAGAUGUAAAAAGAUACACUGGGAGCCUUCAAUCUUUCAAGCUAGUUUGGAAUAAAAAAUAACCUCUACUCAUAGCAAGUCUUGUAGAUUCAUUCCUGCUUAUUUCUUUUUAGCCUGGCUCGACUUUUUAAAGUUUUUAUUAAAGGGACACUACAGUAACCAGAACAACUACAGCUUAAUGUAGUUGUUCUGGGGAGUAUAUUCAUUGCUUGCAGGCAUUUUCAUGCAAACACUGCCUUUUCAGAGAAAAAAUAGCUAAACUCCAGAGAAAAGGCAGUGUUUACAUCCACACUUUGCAUGGGGAUGCUGAAUUUUCCUCCUCGAGACAUUGAUUCAACACAGUUUGGCCCUGCCCCCCUGCCGAUUUUAGCCAAUGCAAUGCAAUGCUUGGAUUGACUAAAAAUCAGCUAUUCUGAUGUCACAAAGGGGGCGGACCUAGCACCAGUGGACCUGCGCGGUGCUGGAAUUAAGAUGAGUUUUAAUUCCUUCUAAGAGGGAAAGGGGGUGGCAAGCCACCUAAAUGGUGGGUUUAGCACUAUAGGGUCAGGAAUACAUGGUUGUGUUUUUGACCCUAUAGUGUUCCUUUAAUCCUUAAUUUUUUUGAAGAACAUAAUAAUUAAAAUAAUGGGAAUGGGAAUGGGAGGAGGGAAGAGGUGCUCCUUAAAGGAUGGCCGUACUGCCUACAAAACUGUUGGUUUUUAUUAUGUCUAAAGAUGACUUAUCUCUAUAAAUGGAACUGUUUCACUUUUGAGGUCUUGUAAUUUAUAGCAAUCACAUGAAAUGGAAAUUAUUGAGCUGCUGCAAAAAACUUUACAGUGAUAUACAGAACAUUCUCUUUACUAGUUAAUGAAAAUCUACUAUAAGGGCCCUUCUAAAAGGACAUAAUUAUCUGCAUGUCAAGUGUGGUGACCUGAGCCCAAAGACACACUGAAUGUUUAGAAGCAAAGUGUGUACAAAGGGCUAAUUAGUCUGUGGGAUUAGUCAGCCUGUUUUGUGAGAACCCUCUUUAAUUUAUUGGCUACGUUCCAUUGACAAACUUUGCUUAUGUAAACACCUACUUUUUGAGAUUGGAAUGGAAGGAUUAAUUCAAUGGCAAGGGAGCUGUUCUUCCAAUGAUUGAUAGAUUGGCGUCUGUGGAUUGUUUAAAAUAUCACCCAUCUUUUUUAACUUUGUAUAUACCUCUGUGCAGUCUAUAUCCAGGCACAAAUAGCUAUAACAGAAAACAGAACUAACUCCAUAUCACCAUCACCCAGAAUUAAAGGUUAAAGAUCAAAAAUAUUUAUAUUUCUGUUUCCUGACAUGUCCUUAUGCUUUACAUCUUUUUAUCAUUGAGUGUCAGCCUGGCCAUGUUUGUUUUCAUUUGUCAUCCUGGUGGCUUAUUCACUAUAUAUUGAAUUGUAGGAAGAUACUAACCAAUUAGCAGAAUUAGGCCAAGAUAUCUUGAAAACUAAAAAGCUCUUAACUGAGAUUGGAAUUGUUCCUCAACUCCACAUGCAUUCCAAUUUGCUUCUGAAAACUGUUUUUGAAGAUUAUUCUAAAGUGUUCCCUCACCUAUCUCCCUGCAUAUUAGGUCAUAAAACAACUGUCAAGUUCUUAACAUUUUUAAAAUGGUUCAGCUGUUUUUAAAGCGCCUUUGUCACCUGAAAUAUAUUUUACAUAAAUCAGUUUAAAACAAUUUACCAACAGAUUAAGGUUUCCCGGAAUCAAGCUAUAACAUGUUUGACUGUAAUUUCUACUUGAAAACCUGACAGUUUUUCAGUGUAAAGGUGGUCAUCGUACAACUGCAUCACAAUUUAGCAAUUUUGUAAUGGAAAAACGUUGCACAGAACAUGUGGUCGACAGCCAAUUAGAAUCUGUGAUUUGUGCAGAUGAACGAGGUAGCUACCAGAAUUCCAUUGUACGUGACCGAAUAAAUGCUUCUUAGACAUACUAAAUUAUUACUGAAUGUAGAGUCCACUAAUGGGAUUUCCAGGUUAGCUAUAGAUUAAAUAUUCAGUUUUUAUCAAGAGCGAUCUGAGAAAUGGAUUGAAGUACACUGGCUAUAGGAAAUUAAAGAGCUAUAUGACAGAAAAUAUCUGAAGACAAAGCUGCUUUCAUGCUUUUUCUACCUGUAUUUGUUUUUAAAUAAUUAUCUGCAUGGAUCUAUUUAAUCUCUAUAAUUUAAUGUCGAAUUUAGAUCUGGGGACUAAAUUUCCUUCAUGUAACGAGUUCCUUGACUUCAAAUGGAUUGACAUUUCUUAGGAAACAUACCUUUGAAUACAUCAAAUUUUGUUUGUUUUGUUUCGUAUUUAGUUGAAAUAUAUAUGAAAGGUUACACUUAAAGAACAUUUGUUUAACUUAAAUGUGUUAGGCUCAGAAGGCUUAGAAGAUAGCUGGAAGCUUAACAGGUGACAAGUUUAGGAGUUUUUUAGGUGUCAAAAAAAUUAACAUGAUCUGAGGAGUUUUUAAAGACAGAAAAAAUGUAGAUUUACCUGACGUGCGCGCCCUUCGAGCUGUCCUCAUGGACAAUUUUACUUAGAAAUACGUUUUUUGAACAUGUUGGGUAAAUAUCAUAGAAUAGUAGAAAUUGCUUCAUUUAAAUGUUUUGGCUGUUUCUUGACAGCACGAAGACCAACAACUCCAGCAAAGAGACCUCACUACCACCCACGCCUCGAGAGGGACAACCCCGAGUGGAACCAGGUUAAAGAAUCCAAAGCAGACAGUAAGUUAGUAUUUCUUUUUUGUUUUUGGUAAAUCUUUAUUUGUGUGUGCAAGGAGACAUUGUAGGUUUCAACAUGGUAAGUUAGUAUUUUAAUAGAGGAAAACUGGUCAGCUACUGCCCAUCAUAUCCACAUUUGUUUUCUAAUUUAUUUAAUUAUUUUUAAAGGACAACACCUACCAAUGCAUAUCUCCCAACAUUUCAAUUGGAUAAAGAUGGACACUUUAAAUUUAGGGAUGUGAGUGUGGGUCUGGCCAGGGGCCGUGCUAUUCUGAUAAAUUUUAGGUGGCUUAAAGGACCACUCUAGGCACCCAGACCACUUCAGCUUAAUGAAGUGGUCUGGGUGCCAGGUCCUUCUAGGGUUAACCCAUUUUUUUUAUAAACAUAGCAGUUUCAGAGAAACUGCUAUGUUUAUCAAUGGGUUAAGCCUUCCUCCAAAUCCUCUAGUGGCUGUCUCAUUGACAGCCGCUAGAGGCGCUUGCGUGCUUCUCACUGUGAAAAUCACAGUGAGAGCACGCAAGCGUCCAUAGGAAAGCAUGCUUUCCUAUGCGACCGGCUGAAUGCGUGCGCAGCUCUUGCCGCGCGUGCGCAUUCAGCCAACGGGGUGGAUCGGAGGAGGAGAGGAGGCAGAGAACUCCCCGCCCAGUGCUGGAAAAAGGUAAGUUUUUACCCCUUUCCCUCUUCCAGAGCCGGCGGGAGGGGGACCCUGAGUAUGUUUUCCUGGCACUAUAGUGGUCCUUUAACAAUUUUUGCAACUAAAAUGUAAUUUAGAACAAGAACAAUGUAUAUAUUUAGCACAGACUUAUUUCUAAACACAUUUAUUGUAGUUUGAAGAUACAUUACUGUUAGUAUUAUUGCUGUGGAGCUCUAUGACACACUCACACACCAUCAAUAUGGAGCUCAUAGAAAAGAGGGUGCUAAUACAGAAAAGAGGACAGGGGAAUUUGGACCUAAAAUAGGGACUGUCCCUUCUAAACAGGGAAACAUGGGAAGUAUGUAAUCGUACAAUAUCCCUUGGCAGCAUUAUGUAAUGGUUUAUCUUUCCUUCUUCUUGGUUUCAUACAAAUCUGAUAAUCUAGUGCUAAUUUCUUCAUUCACAGUGUGAUAACAUUUUUACCCCCCAUGUUUUUCUCUUUAAAAGCAGAUGAUUUAAAUAUAGUAAAAUUAAUCUCACAUCAGAAACCUAAAAAGAUAAUAAAACUGUAGUCUGCAAAUCUUUUUCCCAUAAAGUUUGCAAACAUGGAUUCCUUACCUGGCUGUGCCCUACUGUUAAGUGGUGCUAGAGUAUCCCACAAUUCUUUGCAAAGGCAUGUGGGAUUCUGUGAGUGUCCUUUAGGGGAGAAACAGCUGCGUGUGCAGUCACCCCAUAUAAUCCUGCCGCCAAUGUUGUCGGAGGAGUGGGAGUUUUGGAAAAUAGAUUUCAUAUGUGUAGUUUAAAAUCUAUACCUAGCUAAAUAUUGUCUAGAUUGUAAACUCAUUAGAACAUGGUCCUCAUUUACAUCUUGUUCCUGUUAAAAUUCGUAAUAGGUUGUCUCAGUUGCUGUUAAAUUCCCUCUUUAUAAUAUUGUAAAGUGCUGCAGAAUAAGUUGUUAUAUAAAAUCCAAUCAAACUAAUAAGGUCAGCAUAACUGCAUAACUGAGUAUCUCCAUGUGCAGCCAUCUUUGUAAUGUUUCCUUUUGCAGAGUUACUUGGUACAGCAAUAGGUGUACACUAGGUACAAUAACUUAAUAGCCAAAUAUUGGCUUGCAUUUUUGGUAGAUCAAUAUAUAGAUAAAAUGUAGACUCCAAAUCAAAGUCUACUUAAGACCCUCCAUGUUAAAAGCUGCCUUUCCAUUAGUAACUGACACAGGGCCUGAAUUUGCUUUGAAAAUGAUUUUAGGAGUGUACAAAGCAGUGUGUUACAGGAUGUACAUAGGCAUUACCAUGUUCUCAUUGUGUCACUAAGCUUAGAAUACCAUGUCUAGUUCUCUCCAACAGGAUACAAGUACAGUGUACUAAAUUACAUUUAAAAAAUGUGUUAUUGACUCUCGACUUACCCCAGGAGCUAUUAGUUUUGUGUCAGUCCACUGAAUGUCUACAAAGAAAAUCAUGGUCCUGUUGUCUAGUGGUUGGAACUUGGAAUAAUAGACUGUUUGGACUAUUCUCUCACCUCUCUCUCUCUCUUUCUGAUAGAGGACAUUCCGCUGGGAUCGCUAGUCUAUGACAGAACUACUGUGUCAUUGAUAAAGCAGCAAAUUGCUCACUACCAUGACUGUAACCAUGGCCCAAUUGUUUCUGCCACUGCGCAAGCCUUGCUUAAAUCUACUGCUUUAUCAAACAAGGAUGGAAUAUUCUCUACACUGAGUAAUACUCCUUGAUACUAAAAAUGGUUUACUAUCUGCACACUUUUAGUUCUGUACAAUAAAAUAAAAAACAUGAUUAGAAUCGAAGUGUUAAUGGAUUAGUAUUCUAUUAACCUCUUGAGUUCCAUUAGUGUGUUUGUUGCUUUAAUAAUGUACAGUUGUAUAGAGGUAGCUUAAAGCACUUGAAUCUGAGCCCGCAUGCAAUCUCAAAUUCCUCUGUUCCUAUUUCAGCCAAGCAGAUCAAUGAAUAUGUGCUUCCAGUCUUGCUGGGAGCACAGGCUGUGGAUCUGUUGGUUUGUGCAUUGAUUAUGCGGGCAUUCUGUUUUGAACCUUUCUCCUCAGGUGAACUCCAAAUCCUCAGUGUGUAGGUUGGGCUUUUAGAACACCCUCAGCUCGUGCCUUUACCCUGUCAUAGCAAGAACAUCCGAUGCUGCAAUAGCAGUUAGCACUGACAAUCUGAUCAUAGCUGUGCUGUACAGAAAAUAUAGUUACACGUGUGUUAUGCUCUGUGUAGACAGAUUAUUCCGACAUUUUAAUUCACUGAGACUGUGAUUAAUUAAACUUGCUCUAUCAGUCUCCAAAUAAUAGAAUGUCAUCCAGUAUUUUGUAAUUAGGGAUAUAAAUUCAUUAAGUGGGGAACCUGACCUCAAAUGACCUUCACUCCACACAAGUUCACACCUUUUUAUAAAAGUGGGGGCACCAUCUCUAGCGAUCCCAGCGUCCUCCUUCAAGGAGGGAGCAGGAAAGCUGUGAGUAGACAGCUCCUUCCACUAGACCACAGGAGGACCAUUUAUACCCACUAAUGAGUCUUCGUGUAAGACUAUGGACUGACUAAAGGACUAUGUCCUCAAUUUAAUAUUUUUGCAUAAGCUUUUCAGAUUCUAAUAUUUAGAUUUUUUUUAUAUAUGUUUAUUAAAAUUAUUAUCUAAUUUAUAUAAUUUUUUUAUAUUUUAAUAUUCUAAAAACUAUUUGAAAAGUUUUAUCCAAAAAAUAUUAAAUAAUUUUAAAAAGGCUAUCCAAAAAUAUUAAAUCGAGGCCUAUAUUUGAGAGGUAGGGGCGCAGUGUUAAACAACUUUUAUUUCAUUUAUGUGCUAUUUUACAGAAUUACCUUCUUCACGUCUUGUUCUAGUUUACAUUAAUUUGUUUGUCAUGUAUUUUCUGUUUUACAUCCUCAUUGUAAAGCACUAUAGAACAUGUUUGAUACAUUUUGAUAAUAAUAAUAAUAGCCAACCCAGAGGAUACAACAUCAAAACUCAUGGAGUAAAAUAAAUGGUAAAUAAUGUACCAUUCAUGUAUAUCAUAAUAUGACAUGAAUGGGUAAAACAUAGAAAUUUUAUGUUUUAGUUGACAUAUUAACAGCUGACAGAAAAUACUAUAUGUUGUAUAUAUGUGGCUGGGUUUAUUCACUAAAUUCCAGAAUGUAUCAUAUUGAAAUAGAAAUUGCUACAUUUAGGCUUAAAUGUCUGAUCUGGAAAAUGUCUCCACCUCCUAUAUUAUCAUAUCUUGUCUAGUGAAAGUUCUGCUGUUUGGAAUUGUAUUUCCUCAGUUUGAAGAUUAGGGUAUAAAGACUUUAAUAUUCCCAUACAUACACUUUUAUUACGCAGAAUCUGCUCUUGCACCUAUUAUUUCAUAGUCCUGUCUGAUUUAGUAUUGCACUUCAUUUUUCCUUCAUACUUUCUGCUUGGCUGACUGAGAAAGCUACCUUUGAUCUGUUAACAGGAUAUCAUUUCAGGAGUGGCAAAGCGAAGAUGCAGAAAAUUAUCUGGAAAAAAAAUGUCAGGAUGUCAGUUAUUUGGCAAAAACACCCUGGCAUAGAGCCAAUUGCAAAUUUCCAAGACAUGGUUGUAUGGUGUCCUCGUAGCAGUGUGGAAAGGAAUUGGGUGUGUUAGAUCAUUGGCUCUGGCUGUUUGUUCAUACGAUACUGUAUCGGACUGACAUAGGUCCUGAACAUGUGAAAAUGUAAGAAUUCUAUCAGUGUUACUUACUGGAGCUACAUGAAGGCUGACUAUAAAAAGCCUUUAUUUUUACAAGAUUUUAUCUCUUUGUAUCUUUCUUGUUUAUCGCUCCGGAAGAAUGUAUGUAGACGUUUAUUCACGAGAAGUGGUAUCAAGUGGCGCUUCCACUUUUAUUGUA